Messenger RNA from Pelobates cultripes (western spadefoot toad), 48393 nucleotides. The record is from the annotation of a GenBank genome assembly. Lineage: Eukaryota; Metazoa; Chordata; Amphibia; Anura; Pelobatidae.
AUGUCGACUUCUGGGACUCUCAGCAAUUAUUAUGUGGACUCUUUCAUAAUUCACGAGGGUGACGAUCUAGUGCAGUCAAGAUACGCCACUGGCUCCCUGACUCAGCCUUCAAGGCAAGCAGCAAUUGGGGAGCACUCAGAAUACACUCCAUGCAGCUUUCAAUCAAAAACUUCAGUGUUUGGGAGCCCUUGGAACCCAGUGCACCCACAGACUGCAAACAAUGUAUCCAGUGUGUACCACCCUUAUGUGCAUCAUCAGGCACCAAUAACAGCCUCUGAUGGCAGGUACAUGCGAUCCUGGUUGGAGCCCAUGUCUGGAUCCUUGUCCUUUUCUGGCUUACCUACAAGCAGGCAUUAUGGUAUUAAACCUGAACCACUUUCAAGCAGGAGGGGGGACUGCACCACCACUUUUGAAACCCACACUCUGUCUUUGUCUGAUUAUACAUGUCCCUCUCCUGUUGAGAGGGAAAAGCCAAACAACGAGCCUGCAUUUGCCACCAGUAAUGGAGAUCCUGUAACAACCGCUGAAAAGCCUCCUGCUGACCCAAGUAAGUAGCUCCCAUCUUACUGGGGUCCCAGUGAUUUGACUGUUUACUGCAUUUAUGGGGUUAAAUAUUGACUAUAACAUUCCAAUUCUACAUACUGCUUGCCUAGACCCUAUAGAACCAUAUAGCACCACAAAGACUGCAGUUAGUUUAGAAUUCCCAUUUAUUAACUAUUAAUGGUGAAGGGGAGAUUGCAUGGGUUUUUUUUUUGUCUUAAAAAAAUGAUAUUCUUGUAUCCAUCCAUUCCAUUGAUAUGCAAAUUCAACCCUGCUGUGCACAACAUACAGGUAAUCAUGUCUACUAGUGACUACCCCUUUAAAUCAGGUUCAAUGUAUUAGUCUUAAAAUCAAAGACCAGGUAGUGAAAUAGAUAUGGAGGAGGCGUGAGCUUGUGUGCAGUAGCCAUAGCAGGGAUCAGUGAGCUUUUAUCCUGACUUGUAGAGUUUGCAUCCCAGCAUGUUAAUAGAUUGGUCCAUUGCCUUUAUGGUAAAUUUGAAAGUAACUUCAAAUGUUUUAUUUUUCUCUCUCUCUCUUAUCUUUAGACAACCCAUCUGCUAACUGGUUACACGCAAGAUCAACUAGGAAAAAACGCUGCCCUUAUACCAAACACCAAACACUGGAAUUGGAAAAGGAGUUUUUAUUUAAUAUGUACCUCACAAGGGACAGGAGAUAUGAAGUGGCCAGAUUGCUUAAUUUAACAGAAAGACAAGUCAAAAUUUGGUUCCAAAACAGAAGAAUGAAAAUGAAAAAAAUUAAUAAAGAUCGCUCCAAGGAUGAAUAAUUGUGGCCCCUUGUUUAAACGCAUCAUCUCAGACAAGCGAUACUACUAUAUCAAGGCCUCAUUUUUUUAUUUCCCUGAAACAAAUAUCUAUUAUUGUAACAAAUCCCAGUAUCAGCACAUAGCUGGUUUGCCUGUGCUAUCAAAGAGGUACUGUAUUACAUCAAUUCUCUGUAAGACAAACAAAAAGGGGCAUUAGGGGUGGGCUGGCAUUGAAAAAGCUACCUGUUCUCUUCUACAAAAAAAAACUACCUUUUACAUUGUGCACAAACAUUUAUUGACUGUAUAUUCUAUCUGAGACUUAGAUAAUAUUAUUUUGCUGUUUGGUGGAGCAGGAUUGCCUGCUGGUAUACUUGAAUAAUGUGUUUUAUUGUAGUAAAUCUAUUUGUGACUCGGUUUGUGUGCUUGUUCAAAUUCUGAUUGUUUAAGCUAGUAUUGAAAUGAUCUCAGGUUGUUUAAAUAGGAAAGAAUAUAGACGUAGGCUGCAUACUUGCAAUGUUUAUCGUUGUUUCAGUAUAUAGACACUUAUUAUUGUCGAUAGUAGUGUCCUAUUAAGCUGUAAAAAAAGAUACCCAAGAUUGUUUGGCAAUCAGAGGGUUUCAGUAAGUUAGAAUUAAAAUUGAUAGUAUACAGAAUGUUGUAUACUGUGAUCGUCAGUUGUAAAUACAAUCUUUAGGGGAAAGACAGAAAUUUAGAAGGAAAAAAAAAUACUUAAAAAAAAAAUAGAUAAAAUAAAGUUUGGAAAAUGGGAUUGCACCAGUGAGCCAGUCUGGUUUUAGACUAUGUAGAAGAGAAAUAAUUGUUCAACUACCUAUGGUUUAUGUUAUGAACUAGUUAAAUAAAAUAUGGCGCUCAUUGUAUUGAACUUAAAUUUAUUAAGAAUAAAUUAUAAACAAUAAAAGUAAAUUGGGUGAUAGUAUAUUUCUAUCGCGUUACACAGUUGAAAAAUAAAUAAAUAAAUGAAAAAUAAUUUAUGCAGAACAUAUCCUUUAUAUUUUACAAUAGUUACCUCAUGGCUUGUUGACCAAAUUGUUGUGUUUGAAUUCUAUUUAUGUUUUAUUUGAAUUUUUUUGGUCUCUGUUUUUGUUUUUUUGUUUUUUUUCAAAAAAAUAAUAAAAUAUAUCUUUUUUUGUUAUUUGUGAUUUUUAAUUUUCAUUUAUCUUUUAUUGAUUAUAGAUAAUACAGUUCACAGUGUAUUUUGGAUUUGUCUUCUUGUACACUAGAAUGCAGCUGGGAGAGUGAUAUGAAGAAGGGACUUCAUUACAAAUUGGAUCUUAGAAAAAAAAGCAUGUAUACAAAAGCAAUGAUGUGAAGAGGAUAUACAUUCUAGGCUUAAACUGGUGUUCUAAAUAUUUUCUUUUCUGUAAACAAAAAACCGCAAAACCAGCAAAAAAACCUACCUUUUUCUAAUGACCUACAGCAUAACAUUCUAUCAUGUUUUUUAAAAGUUAGGUUAUGCAAAGCAUUUUAUUAUUAACAGGCAAACUAUAAAUCUAUAGAUUUGCUAUACAUUGUGUAAAAUUGGCCUCUAGUUACUCACAGUCCAUCGUGUCUCUCAAUAUGAAUUUCAGUUUCCAAUUUCCUCUAAGACGCCCAGGAUUGCAUUUAACAAAAGCAGUGAAAAUUCAUAGUUAGAAAAGAAGAGGGGGGGAAAAAAAACAAGUUAAGUCAGCUAAGACUCAUGUCCUGGCAGAGGAUGUUGUUAGUAAAAUUCUGGGCCAUAUAGGGCAAUAAAAGAAAAUUACUGCUCUAACCGUUUAUAGUGUUUGAAAUGCUGCAGGCUUUUCCAGAGAGUGAACGUGCAGAACUUGUACGAAUUUGAAUUUUUGCAAAAAAAUUAUGGUGGAACUUUGAACUAAAAAAAAAAAACCAAACCUUAGUUAGAACUUGACUUGUAUUUGAUAAAAUGAAAAUCUAAAGUGACAAAACAAACAAACUAAUAAAAAAAAAAACAAUAGUAGAUAUUUUUGUUCUCUUUUUUCUUUGCAAUUGCACUUAAAAAAAAAUAAAAAGAAUUUAAUUGCAGUUUUUUUUCCUGUUCCGGGGACCGGACUGUUUAAACGCCCUCUGUUGUUGCAGACAGAAGGAAACUUCAAAGAAUGGACACACUAAAGUGUGUAAUAAAUGGCUGGUCUGCAAACUGUCUGGAAUUUGACUUUUAAUGAGUUUAUAGCUGCCCAGCCACAAUUAAGAUUUUCUACAGAAGCCUUUUCAUUUGUUUUGUCUGGCGGAUCCUGAUAAUGUAGUGAACGGAAAUAAGUAGAUUUUAUUGGUUUUCAUCACUGAAAUCUCAUGUUUGCUGAGGAUUUUCUAAGUGAAAACUGUAAUUCUACUGGUGGAGGUUGCUAUUUAUUUGCAAUGAGCUUAAUUAAUUAAUGGAAACAUUGUGGGAUUUCUCUAAAACAAAGACUCAAAGCAGCAAAUUAUUUUAUGGCGAAAGAGCUGCAGUUGAUAUGUUUUGCCAGCAGAUGGCAGCAUUAAACCAUUAAAUAGCUAACUGCUGGGUUUUUGGAAAAAUCAAAGGACCACAUUGUUUAUGUGAAUAAGAAUAUAAGAAUAUACUUGGGAAAUGUUUUAUUUAUCUACAUGAAUUCAGAUUUGAAAACACAAUUACAUCAAGGUGGGGAAACAAUCUAAAUUAUGCCAUGUCAGAGAUAUCCAUUUUUAAAUGUAGCUACUGCAUUUUUCUUUGAAUUUCAAUAAUACAUAGUGAGCAAAAAUAGUGGUCAUAUUGUCAAAAUAAUGGCGACAAACGCUAUCUGGAAACACACACACACACACACACAUGUUUCAUUUUACAGCUUUGACACUUAAUUCCCUAAUAAACAAUAUCCCCCUUCAUAAUUUCGUGAGGAUAUUUAUUUAAGUGUUUGGACACUGCACAGCCAGCCUCACCCAAAUGAAUAUGUAAAACCUUUUGGGAUUGCAUCCAUUUUCUUAAAUUGCAGGCACACAAUAAAAGUUUGCAGCCAUGUGUAAUAUAAUCAAAAUAGGUGCAGAAUUAUGUUUAGUAAUUUAAUAUUUUUUAUUUGCUAAUAUAUAAAAACUCCUAAACCAUUUUCAUUUAUAAAGUGCCAGUAUUGUCUGUAGCCCCACAUAGUGUAAUACACUAUUUAUAUUGCCCACGGGUACUUAGAAGACAGUUGUGUACACAAUCCAAAACAACAUGUAUAAUAAACUAUAAAGCAGAUGGAGUGCUAAGCCCUUUAAGGUUUCUAGCUGCCUUCCAUUCUUUGUUUAGGCAUGCCUCACUUCCAUAUUUGUCUGGCUUUAUUUCCCCAAGCUUUCUUUCUUUCCUAGUUCUGUGUAUAUAUAUAUAUCACAUUUUUCGCUAACAUAAAGGUUUAUUUUAACUUCUUUGUAGUAUGCAUUUCCAGAAAUAUGUAACACUUUAUUGAGCCCUAUUACUCUCCAAUUCUUGUAUUUAUGCAUUUCUUAUUAAUUUAUUUCUGUUAUAUACUAAAAAUGCGUUCAUUGGCCUGUUCAUUUUUAUUUAACCUUUUUAAUGUAAAAUCUGAUAUUUAAAUUACACAGCAUUUGUCAGAAUAUUUGAAUUUAAUAUUAUUAUUUUUUUUAUGUUAACCGUGUACGUUUGUAUGUGUCUAUCUAUCUAUCUAAUCAUUAAGCUGAUUAAUUUAUAAAAAAGUAUUAAUUAUGUUUUGUCUUUAUUUUAUAUAUAUAUAUAUAUAUAUAUAUAUAUAUAUAUAUAUAUAUAUAUAUAAUGCAUAUAUAAAUGCAUAUACACACAGAUUAAAAAUAUAACUAUGUAUUUUAAUUAAAACAUAUACAACUUAAAAUAAAUAUAUAUAUGUGUGUGUGUGUGUAUAUAUAUAUAUAUAUAUACAUAUUAUAUAUAUAUAUACACAUUAUAUAUAUAUAUAUAUAUAUAUAUAUACACACACACAUAUAUAUGUAAAUUAAUAUAUAUAUAUAUUUAUUUAAAGUUGUCAUUCAUUAUACAUGGGGCAAAUAUUUGAGAGCAGUGAAAGAUAUUUUUUAAUUUUAUUUUUAUUUCUUCUUUUCCUGUAAUAAGUAUUGAUACAUAGAUGGAAUUUACAAGACAAGCUAGAGUAUUUAAAUAUUUUCCCGAUAUGCAUUAAUAACGUUAAUUUCAUUGCCCAUUAAAUCAGUUCUGAAAUAAAAUAAAAAUGUGGGUCACAACCAAUGUCAUAUAUUCGUUUUAUGGUUUAAGGUUUAUUAAAGGAUUUCAGACCUAGAAAGAUCUCGUAAACCAAGCCCCUCCUUCUUCUGUUUAUAUAUUUAUUGGCUUUGUGUGUGGGCCCCCUAACCUUAUACACUUCCACUGAUGGCAUUUAUUGAUAUUAUUUUAUUAAACGUUCCUUGCUUCCUUAACCCCAGCCAGGCCUGCUCUGAAGGAUCAUGUAAUAAAAUGACACCAACAAUUUCAAAAAAAUAAAAUUCUCGCUUGCUCUGUAUUUUUUUCCCCCAAUCAAAUAAUUGUCAUAAGCAUUUUAAGAAAAUCUAAUUUCAAGGCUACAUCCUUUAACUCGUAUACUAUAUAAUGGAAUCUUAACGUUAAUCAUGAAAUAUUGUUGUUAAUAUAAAGUAAUGUGAAGGACAUAGCAAAAAUACAUAGAACUAAAAUCAAUGUCAUAUAUAGUAAAAAUAUAUUAUUGUGCACAAAACACUAUGUUUUACCCCACAAUCCUGGAAGAUAUGGUAAAAACCUCCAGAUUAUCUUGUGGGAAGUUCUUUGUACAAUAGAUGAACAGACUAUAUAAUUUAAGGUAGUGUUUCCGGAGUAACCCCAUUCAGUGUUUCAAGUUUAUGGUGUGCAAUAUAGCAGGGCUGUAAAGCCUAUCUCACCACCCCAGUCUGUUGUCUAGUAGAUGGGGGUUAUUUUACCAGACGUUUGAUGAGAGAACUGUGCUGUUUUCAACAGAAACCCCAUUUAUUGCUGUAAGCAGAUAGAAUCUUUCAUUUGAUGCUCUAAGAAUCUUAUGCUUCCUGUGAUAAUCAUUUCACAACUACACGGAUUUGGAGGUAGGUGACUGGUGAUGCGAAAUUACCAGCAACUGAAGGGUUAAAUUAUUUGAAAACGUUCUAAUUCUGAAAUAAAUUUUUUUUUUAAACUGCAUUAAAAAAAAAUCAGAUAGGCAUAUUUUUUUUUAUCUACUCACUACUGAUGCAAAUAGCAUAUAUAUUUAUAUUUAUGGUGGCUCUAUGUGUGGUUUUUUUUUCUUUAUUUUUCCAGGUAAAAUAAUAUUUAAAAUGAAUGAUAUUUCACAGAUAAAAAUUGAUCCUUGUCCAUAUCUGCCUUUUUUUUAAUUCAAUUUAAAAAAUUAAAUUCAAACUUAAAAAAAUAUAUAUAUUGUAUGAAAUAACUCCAAUGCAGUAUGAGACAAUAUUAUUUAUUAUGACCCCCAUCUUUUAAUGGGCUCAUUCAAUAAUUAAAUAUUUUCUACGCUUGUAGAAACUAUUAUGGGUAUUACUAUUAUUAUUAGUAUUAUUAUUUUAUUAUUACUACUGUUAUUUUAUUAUUACUACUCGUAUUAUUAUUACUAUUAUUAUUAUUACUAUUAUUAUUUGCAUUUGUUUUAUUUAUUCUCUAUUUAAAUAAAAAAAAUAUUAUUUCUUAGUCUAUAUUUUUUUUAUACAGUAAAUUUAAAAUAAGAUUUUUUUUAAUGAAUUCUCCAUGAAAAAAAAAAUAAUGUCCUAGAAAGGAAUAUUUAAAUAAUCAAUAAAAGCUCAACCAAUGGCUGCAAGGAUCCUCUCUUCUUGUUGCUAUGUGAGGUUUGAAUCAUUUGCAGAUGUUGACGCUGAGCCUCUAGCUGCCCAACAUUCUACACAUUGUAUCCAGUGAAGGCUACGUUCUACAUUGUAGCAAUAGAUGUUUAUAAAUACAGAUAUCAGAGCCAGUAGCAGAGAAUGUGGAUCCAUUGCUGCAGUCCUCUGUCCCACCUGUGAUGCAGGAGCAGAUUGGAUGGGCUGGUCAUAUGGUUGCUGAUCACGUGCAGUAGGCAGCUCAGUGCAAAAGAAAAUGGGGUUUUGUGUAAAUCUAAGGUUUUAAUGUUAUCAUAUAUCAAGCUACCUCGUAAAAACCGACACUGAAGCCUGCCGGACAACAAAUCAUAGGUCAAAAAUAUGAGUUCUUCAUAUUAUGUGAAUGCUCUUUUCAGCAAAUAUACAGCUGGUUCUUCUCUGUUCCAAAACACAGACUCAGGCUCCUGUUCAUUUCCUACAAACUCUCAGAGAAGCAGCUAUGGAGCCAGUGCCGGGGCUUUUGCAUCUUCAAUGCCUGGUCUUUACAAUGUGAACAGCACUUUGUAUCAAAGCCCUUUCGGUGGUUAUAGUCUGGGCUCAGAAGCUUACAAUCUACACUGCUCCACGUUUGAUCAGAACAUCCCUCUGCUUUGCAAUGACCUGGCCAAGGCAGCCUGUGACAAGGUGGAGGAAUCAGCCCUGCACUCCCAGGCAGACAGCAAUUUUCGCAUUUAUCCCUGGAUGAGAUCUUCAGGUACGGGUAAGCUGCUGGGAAGGGGGUACUGAGGAAGGCCAGCUAUGCACACAGCCAGCAAACAGAGCAGGCUUUAUGGAUUUAAUUAGGGACCAGGCGCCGGGAUUCACAAAGCCUAUGGCACACUGUGGAAAUGAGCAGAACACACAUUUUAUGGCUCUCUUAAUGGAUUCAGGGCUGGCCAUUUAUUGCAUUUCCUUUCUAAACUAAGGGGCUAUUCGAUUGUUUUGUAUUUUCUAACUACAUACAGAAAAAAAAGCACAGGCUAGUCUGCAUUCAUUACCCUUUAUAAUGGUGUGAUUUAAAUCCAAAUGUAGAUAGGCAUAGUUCAUAAAAUAAUGUAAAAUAAAGCAUGUAAGAAAUCAAAUGUUACAAAGCAGACAGUUUAUUUUCUCAAGACAUUUUAUUAAAUAAAUAAUUAUAGUUAUGACAUAUUUAAAUACUUGUAUACACAAGACAUAUCCAUAUAUAAAGUGCAAAAUAUACGUGUGUGUAUAUACAUGUGUAUGUGUGUUUGGAUUAAUAUAUUUAAUAUGUAUGCUAUGUGUUUAUGGCUGUGUUUAUUUGUGUAAUAUAUAUAUAUAUAUAUAUAUAUAUGUGUGUGUGUGUGUGUGUGUGUGUGUGUGAAAUAUACGUGUGUGUGUAUGUGUAAAAUAAUAUAAUGUCUGUCGAUUGGUAUUAUUUAUUUAUGUAUGUGUAUGCCUGUAUGUGUUUGUUUGUUUGUGUGUGUGUGUGUGUGUGUGCGUCUGUUUUUAUACACACACUCGAGUAUAUGAAAUACGAAAAUGUAUAUAUAUACAUAUAGAUUACACAAUUUUAUUUGGUGUUUUAUUUCAAAGUAUCAGCACAUGUAUUGCAUCUUUUCAAUGUAUAUUAUUACAGAAAAAUGUUGAGAGUGACAUAGUCCCCCUGAAGUUGGAUAAUAAUCUACACACAGCUGUAAAUAGCUGUGUUAAAUUGGGGGCAAGAUAUGAUCUGUGUCAGUACAGGCCUUGUGAUCACCAUCUAGGAUAUAGAAGUCUUUGUUGUGUAAUGCACAUUGAAAUGUAGACCUGGAACUAAUACAAUGUAUAACUUUUGCAAUAUUUCCAGGACCCGACAGGAAGAGGGGUCGCCAGACCUAUACCCGUUACCAAACCCUAGAAUUGGAGAAGGAAUUUCACUUCAAUCGCUAUUUAACGAGAAGAAGAAGGAUAGAGAUUGCCCAUGCCUUGUGUUUGACAGAGAGACAAAUAAAAAUCUGGUUUCAAAACAGGAGGAUGAAAUGGAAGAAGGAACAUAAAGACGACAACAGCAACACUACCGACACCGGGGAGGAGACCACAGCAUCCACUACAACUGCUGAAGAGAAAGUGAAAGAGGACGAUUAAGCCCUCAUUGUCUGGAGCACUUAGUGCUCUUCGCAUUUGCACGUGACUGUGAAAGCUAUUUUGAAAAUGUUUGUUUAAACAUGUGUUUUUUUUUGUUUGUUUGUUUGUUUGUUUGUUUUUUAAAGUUGUUCUUGAAGAUUUUGGUAGUAACACAAACCAGGCCGUAGACAGUCGUUCAGGGAGCAGUUUAAUCUUUUAUCUGGGAAUCUGAAAAGAAUAAAAAGAAAAAGAAAUCUAAGUAUUAUUUGACAGUAUAUGCAGAGGCAGUGUUUUUGUAAAAAAUCUUUUAUUUAUUUUUUUUCAAAAUACCCAGGGGAAGAACAUAAAUUUUUAAAUGUAACUACCUAAAUUCAUAUAUUGUACAUAUAGAAGUGCAUUAUUCUUAAACUACCUACUAAUUUAAACAAUAUCUUGCGCUUUAUUCACAUUUUCAAAAUAAGACUUGUUGGCAUAAAACAACAUUUAAAAAUAACAAAUAACUAUCCAAAACUACCGCUGUUUAAUGACAUUAUACUACCUAUUAAAACUACCUAUUUUGUGUUUCACUGAGAUGCUAUGGUAUUAGAUAGAAUUGUAUUUAAAUUGUGAAAAAAAAUGCAUACAAAUGUGAAAAAUUGAUUGUGUGUUUUUUGCUAUUUUUUUUUUUUUUUUUUAGAACUGUACUGAAAAAAACAAAUUAAAAAGCACCGGUGUUGUGAGACUGAAAUGUUAAAUCAUUUGUGAACAAAAUGUUUUUUUUUUCUUUCCUAUGUUACCCCAUGAUGUCUGAUUAUUUUUAAUGAAUUUAAAGUGAUAUUUGAACGGUGACGUGACCACAUCCUUUGUAUUUCACAAUAAUGUAUUUGUAUACACUCAUUAAGGUUAUAUUGUACUGAGAAUCUUAAUCAUUUGAUACAUGCGCCAUAUUUUUUCAUAUUUGGAACUUCAUAGCAUGAGAUAUUUAUGUAAAUAAAAUAAAUAAAAAAAGAAAAUUAUAAAAAGUACCGGUUGGCUGCCUUGUGACAUUAUUUGUUAUAUUGUGAUGUUUCGUUUUUCUUUAUAUGUUUAAUAAUACCUCCGGGCACUAUAAAAUGUGUAUCAAAUAAAUAUUAAAGUUAACUCUGUCCUCGUAUCUUGCAAAAUACAAAUAAAUAUUUUUUCUUACAAUUAAUAUCAUCCAUGCUUGGUCAAAGAGUUCGCAUCUGCAUUAUAUAAUUGGAAUUGCAAUUAAGACAUCAAAUAAAAAAAAUAUAUAUAUAAUUUAAAAAAAUAAUAAUAAAUAUAAACCCAUAAUAAACUAUUAAAGCUUUUUGGUGAAAAAGGUUUCUGAUCAAAUAACAGAAAUCAUAUUUAAAAAAAAAAAAAAAAAACUACACAAGAAAAAUAAAUGUAAAACAUUAUUAUAAUAUAAAAAAAUCCAGUAAAUAUUAUAAAUAUUUUACAAUACCUAUAUUUACAAUACCUCCUAAAGAAAUGAAAAAAAUUCAGUGAUUAAAGAAAUAUAUAUUUAAUAAUGUGUAAGUAUUAAAAAAAAAAAAAAAACAGAGCUGAUGGAUAACAUGCAGGGUGUGCUAUAUGAAAGUAAGGUAUUAUUAAGAGGUUGGAACCCAACAACAAAUUUGCAUCUACAUUAACAGAUAUAUUUCUAAUUGGAUUACUGUGUUAAGAUUUAAUUGUUUGAGCAAUAACAGCGAUCAGAGAGAAGGCUGGGGUUGUUUUGAGAGUUAAGAUGGCGGCGUGGUUAAGUCCUGCCUCUUCUUGGUGAUGAGGCAAUGCCCAUAAAUCGGUUGUUGUUUAUGAAAAUUUACAACUUUGCUAUACAAGUUUAUGAGUUGCUCGGUUUUUCCAUUGGCCGUUGCUGGUCAUGUGGCUAGUAACCGUGAACAUGAAGUUUUUUUUUUUUUUUUAUAAUUUCCCUUGCAAGAAUAGAGCUGCAUUCUUAAGCUGUGCUCAGUGCUGCUUCGGAUCUCUGGGGCUCCAAACCACAGGCAUCAUUUGUUCUAUGGAACGCAAUGGCAACAGUAUCUCUAAUAAUGAAGGUUCUACAGGAGCAGAGUCCUAUAGAGGACCAUGGCAGCAAGAUCCAGUCCUUCCCUUGGAAGGUGUGGCAUUUUGGAUUCACAGCACUGGAGUGGCAGAUUUUCAAAUCGCAGCCUGGCUAAUUUCCUGCUACUCCUGGCACCAAACGGAGCUCGGUUCCUCUCCUGUGUAGCCAAAGCGACAGCUGUCAGUGGCAAGGAUUUCAAUGAACCCCUACAUAAAGAAGGUGAGAGAUCAGUAACCCUCACAUCUUGAAAGGAAAUCUAGUUCUCAAAAAAAUAUAUCAAUUCAACAUGUAUUUAUUAUGUGACCACUAGCCAAGUCAAUAUGAAAUGUCCUUAAUUGGGAUUUUUAAAUAUUAUUAUUAUUAUUAUUUUGUGCAUUUUUUUUAUUACUCUUAUUUAUCAUGUGUUAAUGGUUUAUUUCAACUUGUGCUUACAUAUGGCCUUAUGGUGUUUCUAAAUACGAGCAAGAUUUUAAAUUGCAGGUAGAUCCAAAACACUUAAUUCACUGAUAAAUACACUUAGUAAAACACACAUUCUAAUCACACACACAAAGUCUAACAUACACAUGCACGCCUGGACACAUAUUUAAAGGAAAUAAACAUUAUAGUAGAAAUUAUUAAGUGAAAAUAUUUAUUUUAUUUUACAAAUAAGUGCAACACAUCAUGGGUUAUUUUUUUUUCUAACAUAUAAUGUGAUUAAAGUUGUCACCUGUUAAUGUCACCUGUUAGAAAGAAAAUAUACAAAAACAGAUCAGUGGAUCUCACUUGUAUAAUUCCUCAAAUGGCUAUUUAAGAACAAUAAUUAUUGGCGAUUAAUGUGUUCCUUUACACUAUGAUAGUAAAAUGAGCAGUUCAUAUAGUAAUUGCUAGUAUCUAUCUAUCUAUCUAUCUAUCUAUCUAUCUAUCUAUCUAUCUAUCUAUCUACCUAUCUAUCUAUCUAUCUAUCUAUCUCUAUCUCUAUCCAGCUAUCUGUUUAUAUUACUGUAUUUUCAGACUGUUGUCUGUAUUUGUUUGCGUUGUAUGUUGUCAUUUUUUUUUUUUGCCCUCGGAAAACGUGUAAAAAAACAGCGCAAUCAGUGUUUUGAAUAUUUGCUAAUCAUGAAUGAUAAUUAAGACGGAUACUUGAAUUAUUUUGAAGUUACACUAGUGUUGUUUCUGCUGUGCUAUUUGAUGAAGUGUUGCACUUCCAUUGCAUUGCAGUACUAUACUCUAUCUGCCUGGCAGGGUUGUGUACGAUUUAUUGUGGAAAGUGGAUUUCAGUGCUGCCACUGUGUGGUGAAAAGUGGUAAUGACCAGAGUCUUAUAGAAAGGCUUCCUACAUUGGGAUUUAUUAUGUGCAAUGCAAAAUAUGGCUAUCACAGUAAAUAAAAAUAAUAUUAAAUGCAUGAUCAUUUACUGACCUAGUUUUCAGCUGUACGUCUUUAACUCGAAGCGAUUUUUUCCUCAUGAAAUAUGUAUGGAAUAAUAAUAUUCUAAUAUAUAAUAUUUGUCAAUAUUAAGCCUCUGUAGGAAAUGUGCAUAUUUGAACUAUAGGCAGCUACACCGCCCCUUCACGUUUUGGAUAAUAGAAUUUUAAAAUGUUAUGAAUUAUUAUUCAACUGCUGUAUAAACUAUUUUGUAUACAUUUGACGCACCUUUGAAGAAAAAAAGCAAUAAAUUGGAUAUUGUUUAGAAUGUAAUUCUUCGCAACAUUUACUUGAUUUAGAUGCUACACUUGAAUAUUUUAUCACGAUUUAUUGGGGGGGGAGGGGGGGGGAGUAAAUGUAUGCUGUCAGGUUUAAGCAAUGCAUUCAUAGAAUUCGUUCCAUUGUUGCUGAGGAAAUAUUGUCUGACAUUUUUUUUUUACUUUCUAUUCAAAAUGGCUGCCGACCCCAAGCUUUAAUGAGUUAAGCAGAUUUUAUGACUAGGAAGUGGGAGUUAAAGGCACAGAAACAACAGAGUGUAUUUAGUUCAUUGAUCUGUCUUGGAAUCUUUGCUAAAUUUCACAAACCUCCAGUUAACUGCUUGGCCAAAAUAAACACCAAACACUAUUUGUCUAUUUUUAACCUUCCUUUGUGUAAAAUGCACACUUAGAAAAAUCCCACACCCACACACAGUCAAUAUUUUUAUAUAUAUUUUUUGUUCAGAUUUUUGAGGUUUUAUACGUAUUUUUAAUUUACUAUCUUUCUGGCAUUUUGUUUUUUAAAGAAAAUAUGACUUAUUAGGCAGAUUCUAGAUAAAACAUGCCAGACACAUUGAUGAACAAUAAUACUUGUAAUAAUAUAUAUUUACCUAUAUGUUAUAACAAUGUUAAUGAAAUAUUUUUAUUUUAAAAUUUCAAAUAGAACCAAUUACUGGGAAUGACAUUUUUUUUUUCCUUAAUUUUUUUUAAAGCUAUAUUUACAUUUUUGAUGGCAGGAAAUUCCAAAGGUGUGAUCGCCCCUUUCCUGUAUUUUAGAACAUUAAAUUCUUGUCAUAAAGCUGUAAAGAAAUGUCUAUUAUGUAGCUUGAUUGAACUUCCCUGUAUCCAAACAGGCAGUCUUUUAGUGUAAUCCAAUCAGUAUCCUGUUAAAAGGGGGACAGAGAAUUAAAAAAGUAAUGUAUAUGACUAGUCACACGCUUAAUUCCUAGACUGCUUUUAUUUUCUAAAUCAAGUUACACUUUGUCGUUUCAGAAACCUAUUAAAGGCUUUGCAGCCCUGAUUGUUUAAAUUUUUCAAAAGCACACAUUUUUUCCUCUUUUUUUUCUUUCUAUCUUUCUUCUCCUGUUUUUUUUUUUCUUCAUCUAUAAAGCCAUGGAGACAUUAUGCCUGGAUUCCUGAGAAUGGGCCAUAAAACAGUAAAUAACUGUGAGAUAAGAGAAGGCUUUUUAAGUUCAGACUUGGGGUAUGUGUCUGGGGUGAAGACUUAUGGAUGUGAAGACUUUAACGGUCAUUUAGAGAGAGACAGUGGGAUCUAUUCACUAAACAGUGAGUUAUGCCUCGUUGAAAACCGAUUUAACAAAACAUAGAUAAAAACAGCCGAAUAAAAAUAAAAAAUACACUAAUUCAACCGAAUUGAGAGAAUUGAUUUCGAGCUCAGCAAUUCGGGCCCUAUAAUUGGUGAACUGAGGGUGUUCUCUCCAUAACCCCUGUGUUUUGAUAUGGUCCAAAUAGGGUUCUAUAUGAGAUGUACUAAGCUGAUGACAUACCAGUAACAUUUAAAUUACUUCUCUUAAGGGGAUUAUUUACUAAACAGUGAGAUAUGGUUCACUGAAAAUCUACUUGGAAAAAACAAAAUAGGCUAAAAAUUGUGUUGGGGGAUAAAUAUAAGCAAUCAAGCUAAUUUGGCCUGCAGAUUUCAAGCAGAUUAUUCAACUCUCACACGUUACUGUUUAGUGAAUAAACCCUCCAAAUACUUUAGUAUCAAAAUGCAUAUGUGUAAAUAACAGUUGCUUGUUUUAUGUGUCUGUUGAGAGUCGUGGGUCCUAUUCAUGCAUCUAGAAAGUACUUUAAUGAAGUCCAUUGAAAUAAAGUCUAUUCCUCUUAUGUUGGAUAAAAUAGAUGGAUUUGACUUGGCUUACAGUGUGUUACCUUAAGUUGUGGCUAUUUGAGGUUUAGGCAUUCACAUUAUUUAGAUGCAAUUAAGAGAUUUUAUUAACCAGGAUGGGAGAUCUUACGUUAAACAGAAUAUUUUGCUAUAAUAAUCAAAUAGAAUCCUGAAAACUGUUUGCUUUUCAUCAAAACAAAAAAAUAUUCAAUGCAUUUUUGUGUAUGUUUUGUUUUAUGUCUCGAUUUUGUUGUUCUUUAUGUGUUUUCAAAUCGUUUUGCUUGGUAGAAUUUACAGACAUUUAUCUCAGAUCUGUAAUUAUCAUCAUAAUAUUCGUCACAUGUGUGUUUGGGUGUUAGAUAGGGAAGGAGAGAUACUGUGAAAAGGGGCGUUAAAGAAAGCUGUGAGAUACACUAUAAGAUUAUUUGUGUUCCCUUGAAGUAGAACACUUUAUUGUCUUUGUUCGCUGAAAAAAAAAUGUGUGGUGAACAUAUGAGGUCAUUAUGUUGAAUUCGUUUAAUUUAAAGCUGAUGUGUGCUCUUUCCCAGGGCAGAAAAUAUCUAAAAUAUUGGGUAAUUAGGUUGUAGGUUAUAUUAUUACAACAUGUGUUAUAUAUGGAUGCUCUCUCUGUGUCUCUGUGUUUAUAUAUAAAUGCGUUUAUUUUUAUUUAUAUAUACAUAUGUGUGUGUGUGUGUAUAAACAUGUUUGUGUGUAUAUAUAUAAAUAUAUACACACACACACACACAUAUAUAUAUAAAUUGUAGGUUAUAUUAGUACAAUAUGUGUUAUAAAUGGAUGCUAGUGCCUUUGUGUUUACAUAUAACUACAUUAAAAAAAAACACACACACACACACAUUAAUGUGUGUGUUAUUUUUUUAUGUAUAUAUAUAUAAAUAUAUAGAUUUACUAUAUUUAUAUAAAUACAUAGAAACAUAGAAACACGAGCAUUCAUAAAAAAAACACAUAUUGUAACAAUAAUAUAAGCUACAAUAUAUAUAGAGAGAGAGACACACACACACACACAGACAGAUACCUGUACACAAGCAUAAAUAUGACAUAUCGAGUUAAUUUAAAAUGGGAGAUCUGGGGGAUAAUAGUUGAUGAUUUGAGAAAGUAAACAGCCUGUGUACAGGGGAUGUCCCCUGUUAUGUGGAGUGUAUAUUAUUGGUGUAUAUGUGCUGCUUGGGAAGCUGUGUCUUAUUUGGAAGUUUGCUGGCUCAGUCCCCAGUCCCAGGGGAACACCAUCAGAACGCAAUCCUAUUGGCCACUCAGCCAUCAGCUGCUUAUAUUUGCCUGUGUCGCUUUUGGCGCUCGGCCAUCCAGAAACAAACCAGUUCGAUGACUACUAAUAGUUAUAGCCAGAUGUACUAAUACACAACAAAUCACAGUUCUAGAGAGUGCGGAGCAAAUGAGUUCUUACUUUGUGAAUAGCACUUUUGCUGGGAGCCUGCCCAAUGGCCAGGAUUCGUUUGUGGGUCAGAUCCCCCUCUACUCAUCUAGUUAUGAAGCUUUGAGACAUUUUCCAGGUUCUUAUGGGACAUCUUCCCUGCAGGAUAAAGCCUACCCCUCACCUUGCUUUUAUCAGCAAUCUAGCACAGUCAUUGCCUGCAAUGGAAACUCCUAUGACUAUGGAACCUCUUCUUUCUAUACGGACAAGGAGAGCUCUGACAGCCCUAACCCCUAUGGGGCCAAGCAGAGGGCUCAUGCUGGGGAAUUUCUCCAUUUUUCUGCAGAUCAGCAGUACAAAUGCGCCAAUGUACAAAGCAAGAUGCUCCAUGAGGAUGCCAGUGACCGGAAGUAUAGUAGCCCUGUGUACCCCUGGAUGCAGAGAGUGAACUCCUGUGCAGGUAAGUGUUCGUGGCUCUGCCCUGCAUGUGGAAUGCACACAGUAACUAGCAGACUAUGGGGAUGGAAUGUUGGUAAAUGUCCACCAGAACAUUCCACUAGUAAAAUGUGUACUAGAAUGCUGUGCUUCACAUAGGGUGCCACACUACACUAACUGUUACAAUUAAAUGUCUUUUCAUUCCAAAUAACAUGCAUUCUUCAUUUUGUAAACAAAGUACCUUGUGAUUGCUAGGGCUAUACAGCAGAGGCUCAAUAAUAAAUAUUUAUUUUUAAAUCUCACAUGACACAUAUGGUUCUAAAUCAAAAACAAAACAAAAACAAUUGUGUGCACGACUGAAAAAUACAAAGUAUAUUUAUGAGCCAAGAAUACAUAUUGAGGUAUGAUACAGCAACCUAUAAACCUAAUGACUUUUUUAUUCUGUGCUAUAUCCAAUGGCUAAAAAUGAUUUAAGUCUAGAAUUAACUAUUGCUCCCAUACACCAAGGAACUUAGUACACCAAGAUUAACACUCAAUAUACGUGUGCAGUGUUUUGUAUUGAUCUAAACUAAAGCUUGCACGUUUCAAACGUUUCUGGAGCACAGUAAUAAACUAUACAGAGAGACAGAAACUGUCUGGAUAACACUGAUUUUUUUGACAGCUAUUUAGUGUGGAAUACUUUAUUUUUAAACUAGAAAUAUAUUGCAUGAUCAUUAAAAUAUAUUUAACUUUACUUAAGUGUUUAUGAUGCUGUCUGCAGGCGGUGUAAAAAUAUAUGUUUUAGCAAUGCUGCUAGAAAAUGAUCCAGAAAGGUAAAUGUUCGUUUGUUGUUGUGUUUCAGGAACUAUGUAUGGGAACCACGGCAGGAGAGGAAGACAGACUUAUACAAGAUAUCAAACUCUAGAAUUGGAAAAAGAAUUUCAUUUUAAUAGGUACCUGACUAGGAGAAGGAGGAUUGAGAUUGCAAAUGCACUCUGCUUAACAGAACGACAGAUUAAAAUAUGGUUUCAAAACAGGAGAAUGAAAUGGAAAAAAGAAAGUAAACUUAUAAAUUCAACAGAACCCAACAACGACACAGGAGAGGACAAACCUGGAGAGCACAGUAACACUUAAUAUCAGCCAGCAGGCCUCCCAGUAUUUGAUCUAAAUGCUGUACCCUGAUGUUCUGUGUACCCCCCCCCCACCCCCCCCAUCUUGUAUAUUAAAACCACAAAGAAUAAGACUCACCUUAUUUCACACCCAGCUGUAAAUGUAGGACUCCUCUGGUAGCUUAAGCAUGUAUAUGAUUUUAAUUUAAAUUGUAUAAAGUAAAAAAAAAAAAAAGCAGCUGGCCAUGUGGAUAUGCAAAAAUAAUGCACUGUAAGUCUGGGUUGUGUUUUAUUUUAUUUUAUUAUAUUAUAUUUUAUUUCCUAUGUGAUGAUUACCAAUGGCUGCACUAUAGUGAACCCAAGAGCAGGGACAAUACAAAGAUUUUCUGCAAAUUGCACUGUGUCCUGCAAGGUAUAUGCAGAAACUGGAUUGGCAUUAAAUAAGGAUUUACCGUUUAAACGUUAUACAAUACAGUAUCUCUUUUUUUUAUUGCACUCUCUGCAAAGAAAUUUACAUGGUGAUAGGAAAAAAACUCCCUUAAUUUUUUAUUUUUUUUUACAAAAAUCCCUAAAAUUUUUUUGCCUAAAACGGAAGUCUGAGCCAUCCUGUUAUUCCCAGACUCUGGACAAAAUGUGAAUGUCAACUCUGACCAUUCUUGAUUUACAAUAGAGUUUGAAAGGCAGUGAAUAUUUCUAACGGUAUCUGAAAAGCAACAAUUUCCAUGUGAGAUUUAAUACGAGAAAUGCACAUUGUGUGACUGCUUGUUUCUAUUUAAUAUAUGGACAUAUAGGUGCACCUUGCAAACUACAACAUUUACAGGUUUUGUUAGGUAGAUAUCCAUUUGAGUUGAAUUCUGUUGAUUUUAAUGUCGAAACAAAUAUUUUUAGUUCCUGCAAAUAUCCUUUCCCAAAAUAAAAGGUUCGGUGCUAUUUCCUGCUAUUUUAAAUAUAUACAUAUAUAUAAAACAUAUAAGGAAAUGCACCCACCCUAAUGUAAUAUUUAUUGGGAACAGUGGCCUUUUAUACGAUGUUUUAUUUAAAAGGGGGGUUAUUUUAAAAAUCUGUUCGAAUACAAAAUAACCCCAAAGUCGUGUUGACAUAUAUAGCGAUCUCUUACAAUGGCUCUGACAUAAUUAGCGCUGACAGUAUCGCCUCUUCCUAUGGAUAUCGACCGCUGACAAUGCAAAUGUGUGGACAGUUGUGCCAGAUUUAGAGGAAAUGCAUUAGUGAAUACAAACAUCGCGGAUAAAAUAGAGUGAAAUAUAAAUAUAUAUAUAUAUAUAUUGAUGGAAACAUUUGUUUUUUGAAAGACAAUGUUAAAGCUGCACCCUUUUUGUCCAAUAUUUCGGUAUUAAUGUGCUAGUUUGUGAACUGUGAGCUGUCUGAGAGCCGGUACAUUUGGUAUUCACUAAUGGGAGCUGUGAGAGAGAGAGAGUGGGGGGGGGGAUGCAAUAAUUUACUGUAAUGGGAUGUAACCUCAAUUCGACCCCAGUCCUGCCAAACUCAGUCCCAAUGCUGGCUGCAAAAGGCUUGCAGUACCACGCGGCUGUCCAGGUGGUGGCGCUCGAGUCUGCGCGAAGUUCUCCUGCGAGAGGCGGGCUCGCGCCCACACGCUCGCUCCCACGUUGCAGCCUCCCAGCUCCCUCUUCACCAGUACACCAGUUUACCUCUAGAGGUCAUCAUGGAAGGAUUUACGACUGGACAACAAAAGCACGUGAUGCCAAGUCGUACCCCAUAUUUGGGUGCCUACGUAGGAGGGAACCAAGUACAUGUCCCAGUCAUUUCCAUAAUUCAUCAUAAAUUGUGCAAAGGGUGCUAUAGACGCACAAAACGACCAAGAACCACAAAUCAAGCACACACAUCAAAAAACAAAUGAGCUCUUAUUUUGUAAACUCAUUUUGCGGUCGCUAUCCAAAUGGCCCGGACUACCAGUUACAUAAUUAUGGAGAUCACAGCUCGGUGAGCGAGCAAUACAGGGAUUCGGCGACCAUGCAUUCCAGCAGGUACGGAUACGGCUACAAUGGCAUGGACCUUAGCGUGGGGAGAUCAGCUAACAACCACUUUAGUGCCAAUGACAGAGCAAGGAGUUACCCACCCAAUGCUGCCUCCACCACUGAGGCGAGGUACAACCAACCUGCAACCUCCUCACACUCUCCUCCACCUGACCCAAUCCCUUGCACUGCUGUGGCCAAUUCGGCUGUCAGCGAGAGUCACCCAGGAGUCAAAAACUCUAUAACAAACUCAAACGGCAACAGUGGCAGCAACAACAGCAACAACAGCAACAAUUCGAACACUGUCAGCAGCAAUAUCAGCAAUAGCAACAACACUCACAUAAACAGAGAAGGGCUGGGGGCUUCUUCAUCUGGUGCUGAAGAUGACACACCAGCCAGCAGCGACCAGACAAGUUCACAGAAUGGCCAAAGCCCAGCUACAUCAGUCCAGCCCCAGAUCUACCCUUGGAUGAGAAAACUGCACAUAAGCCAUGGUAAAUAAUACUAAAAAAUAGAUAAAUAUUUUUUGUUUAUGCUUUUAUUCCCCCCCCCUCCCCCUCCACCUUCCCCUAUUUUUUGUGAUUAAUAAAUAUUGAAUAAGGCUAUAAGUGUAUGUAUUGAUAGGGUGAGGAGGAGGUGUCAAAGUUGUUCUUGAAUUUUCUAUGUUUAGAUAUUUUAUUUGGGAGUGGGGGGGACUUCACAAUGUGUAAAGAAACAAGUUGAAGGGGGUAUUUGGCAAAUGUUAAAUAUAUCAGGUUUAAUAGGAAAUGUAAAUUUAUUUUUUUAAAUAAAAGGAAAUGUUGGGAGGAGGAUGUGUGACUGUCAGUAAUUUUAGUAAAAUACUUCAAUGAGAUACUUUCUAAUUAAAGUCUGAUUUACGACAUUGAUAAUGCAUAAUUUAAGAUAGCACUAAAAUUAGAAGCCAAAACAGUGUCAACUCAACAUAGCCUGUUUAAAUAUCUUCAUGAAAAAUGUAUAUCGUUUUAGCUACAUCAUUGGGGUGUUUAUAUAGUACUGCCAAACACAGGCAUAGUAAAGAAUAAAAAACACUGUUACCCCCUAAAAAAUUGGACAUGUAUAACUCUUAUCAUGGGGUGUCAGAAAUGUUUAAAAAUAUGAAUUUUGCCUUAACUUUGUCCCCUAUUUUCCUUUUAUAUCUCUCCUCAAAUCUUUCCUGGUUUUGGGCUUCUUAUUUAUGAUUUAUUUUUUUCCAGAUAACAUAGGGGGUCCAGAGGGAAAAAGAGCCAGAACAGCUUAUACUCGCUAUCAAACUCUGGAGUUGGAGAAAGAAUUUCACUUCAAUAGGUACCUGACACGCAGAAGGAGAAUUGAAAUAGCACAUGCUCUUUGCCUCUCUGAGAGACAAAUUAAAAUCUGGUUUCAGAACAGAAGGAUGAAGUGGAAAAAGGACAACAAAUUGAAAAGUAUGAGCAUGGCUGCUGCUGGGGGGGCUUUUCGCCCCUAAAAAUCAAAUCAAUGAAAAGUACUGAUUUAGUAUUAGCUAAACAUGUAUAUUGUUAACACGACUUUCUAGAACUCUUCCUUGUGACUUCUGUGAAGCACCCCCCCUUUACUCAUGUUUUUGUCCCCCAACCCCAAUUCUAGCCAUGAGCUUUUUAUCUGGGUGAAAUAGCUAAGGAUCAGAAGAAAAAAAAAAUAACAAAAAAAAAAAUGCUUUAUGUAAAUGUUUUUGGUUGUUUUUUUUUUUUGCCAUGUCUUGAAAUGUAAAUGUUUUAAAUUAUUUGAGUAUGUAAAGCGCUCUCUGUUACUUGAAGUAACUGUAAAAAAAAAUGUUUAAUAUUACAAUUGUUCAGUGUUGCAUUGGAUUUGCAAAAUCGGUAUAUGUUCGUACAGUGUGAAUACGUCUGAAUGCCUAUUAAAAAAAUGUCUAGCCAAAAUUUCAUGAAACUACCUAUAAUUCCAGUGAAAAUAACUAUGUUGUAGAGGUGACUUGUUCAAUCCAAUUUAUCUUGUGAUCGUGUGGUGAGUAGUUAAAAAUGAUGUUUCAGAAACUGUUACCACAAGCAGUCUGUCCUAUCUGUGCCUUUGUAUACAGUGAAUCUCUGCACGACCCCUUAAAGUGGCUGUGGUCGCAGCUUAAUGUAUGUUAAUAUGUGUUUUGUUCAUAAAGCUAAUGAUUUAGUCCUAGCUUGGCUGUUUGAGCAGUUGUUAAAACUUUUUUUGUACUUGUUUUAAUUCCUUUUUUAAAAAAAAUAAAAAUAAAAAUGAAGGAAAAAAAUACACAUGACUGGAAACAAGUAAAAAAACAAAACAAUAAAAAAAAACAUUAAAUAAAAUAAAUGAAAAAAUAAACUUUCUAAUGAUCCUUUUUGUUUUGCUUAUCUGAGAAGAAUGGGAUUAGAACCUGUUUUUAUUGUGUGCAUGUUGAUUGAUGGAUAACUGUAUUGCUUUGUAAAAGUUAGAUAGAAGGCCAAUGGCACGAUUAGUAUUCAGUAUUUAAAAUGUAUAUAUUAUAUAGGUGUUAUAGAAGCCUAAUGUCUCAUAUGGGGGAAGAAUUAGGGUUACUUUGCCAAGUGUAAUUGUAAAAUAACUUAUAAUAUAAUUGGGGACUCUGCUUAAUUGUAUUAUUAUAACCCAGAGGCUUUGUUUUAAUACACUUCUGUAAUGAUCAGAAAUUUCACCAAUGAUGCCAAAAUUUCACCAGCACACCUAACCCUCCCAAGCCUUUUAAAAUAUGCACUUACCUUGGACGUGUAACUCCUCAGCCUGUAUGUAAUGCAAGUGAAAGGAAACCCUUUGCUAAGUGCUUACAUUCUUGCCUGGCCUAAGUUAUAUGACAGUAAACUUUAUAAGCCCUAGUUCCGGCUAUGUGACAUUUGGAUGCCAAAUGAAUAGGGUUUUGUCUAUGAAUUAGGAUCGUAAAAUCGUCCAUAGCACAGACAGAUAGGCUCACUGGCUAUAAAAAAGUCACGUGGUGCUAUUAAACUAAGUUUUAUGGUUUUGGGGAGUAGACAUCCACGAUUAUAUACCACAUAUCAUAUAAUCUCACUGAUCCUGGACAUCAUUUGGAUUUUAGCAGGACACGUAAGGCUGGCAGACAGCACCUAUUAAAUAUUAGAAUAGUAUUUCCACUUCAGAUAUUCUAAACCUGGUAUCUGUCACACUACAAAGAAAGGUAAGUUUUCUUCAUGUCCUUAUAUUUAAUUUGUUUUUGUAUUUGCUGUGUGUAUGUGUAUGUGUUUAUAUAUGUAUAUCUGUGUGUAAGUAUAUAUGUAUUUAUUUAUUUGUGUUUAUGCAUGUAUUUAGUAAGUUAACAAUUAGCACUGCAAGUUAAUUGGAGAAAUAAAUAUUAACAAUAAGGCCCAUUCUUAAUUACUUUUACUGGCCUUACUUGUACAAAAUGAAAUUAGCAAUAAUGCCCAGUUGGGCUCUAUACUAAAUUAUCCAAUUAGUAGUUUUUUUGCUUUUUUUAAUUUAUUGUUUUAAUUGUGGACAGUUUAAAAGUCUUUUGGUCCAGUCCCAUCAAGGCACAUGGUUUGUCCUAAGUGACUUUGUUCUUAAUGCACGAUUUGAGAUGAAUCUGAAGAGAUGUUUAUGGCAAACAGAUUAGCAGGUUUCCUGAAGUGCUUCAUAAGAUCAGUAUUUACCUUACAAUAUACGUAGUCAGUACAACAAGAUUCUUAUCUGCCCCCCCAAAAAACGAAAGUGGGUCAUUUGAAAGGCAGCUGUUCCAAGCAGCAAAUGAUAUUGAAAAAAACAAACACGUCCAAAUAUCCUAAAGAUAUGCUCAGAGUUUUCCCAUUUCUGGCUUAGAAUGGAAUCUGGAUAGGCCCCAGCUGUGUUUAACUAAACACUGUGUUUCAGUCCAUAGCUGAGUUCACACUGCAGUGUGAUUAGUCAGCAAUGAACUUUCUGACCGGAUUUUAGUUUAGCCUAAAAUAAGUGCUAAAAUAAGGGGGUGAAGGGGGGUCUAUUGGGGGCAAAAGGGGGUCCUUAGUUUCCUUAGUUUCAUUUGCCUGACUUGGGAAGAAAUUAUUUGGAAACAUGGUUUAUUGAAGCUACAUUUUCAUUCUUGUGAUUUGCCAUAAUAUCUAACAAUAUUCUUUAACUUUUCUUAAGCCCAGGUAGAAUAACCAUUUGAGCCAUACAUCCUAAUUAUUCCAGCAAGCUGUUUGUAUCCUCACGGGCUGUUUGUACUGGUGGUGUGAGGACAAGAGUUCAAACAAGCUGUGAACCUUUAUAGGUGACAGAGGGAAACAUUUGGUUCAUUGAAGGCUUCCUGCCCAAGUCUUGGUUCUCUUUGUGAUCAAACAUCCAAAAUUAACAUAAAAUAUGACCCACAAUAUAACUGACCAAGUGGCAUUGUGCUUUUUCCCUUUUCAAAGACCAAUAUGGUUCCACCAGGGUCAUCCACUUGCAUUUGCCUUAACCAAAAACCUGUGUAAACCCCCAGAUUACCUCUCUUAGCUCAGGCAAUGGGGUCUGUUUUCAAUAAAUAUGAUAAUAUAAGUUCUUUAUAGCAAUUUCACUGCAUACAAAGAUCUAGAAAGACCCUAAACAUCUCUAACGUGUAUUGCAGAAAAUGUUGUGAAUUUUUUUAAAAUUCUUUGUGUUUUCAUUUUUGAUUUUCUAACAAUACAAAGCUUAUAUCUCACAUCAGGAUUUGUCUGUAAGCAAAGCACAUGUCUAUUGUACAGCUGUAAUCUAAAAGGUCACGUUUGUGUAAGGAAAUACUUUUUUUUUUCACGUAUAAUACAAUUCAUUGUUUUAUUUUAUUUAUAUAACAUCCAGGUGUGCAUACGUCAUAUUUAAAAUGUAGUUCAGGAACGCCACCAAUUGUUCUGGGGUUCUAAAAUAUUUAUUUUUAGUAUUUAAGCAUUGCAAAACAAACAUUUCUAUUAGUUAUCUCAAUCUCGCUUCGUAUUUAUUUUAAAAUAUAUAGUUUACAUGAUGAAUUUUGUAAAAAGUCCAUUAUAUAAAGAACGCUAUAAUGGUAUCCGAACAGACGAAAUUCGUGCGAAUUGGAGAUUGUUUUGCAAUUCGGUUAUUGUGGCCUAUAUGUCUUAAUUCAUUUAUCAACGAACUACAAUUCUCUGUUUAGUUAGCAGACCCUAUAUGAAUAAAUCUCUGUGCUAUUUUCAAUUGUAUAAUACGCAGACUUAUGUGUACUAUAUAUAUUGAAGUACCUCAGACAGCAAAUGCAUAUUUACAUUUAAAUAUACUCAUUGAUCCAAAAUAGGGAGCUGUCCUCUAAACAGUGAAUUAUCAUGAUUUAAGAACCGGUUUGUAAUAUUUAGAACGCACUAGAGAGCUGGGAACAACCUACAGUUACAAAUGUAACUUAGAGUAUUAAGCCUAAUUAGCUUAAAUCACCACACCACAACUCUGCCCCAUCAUCUAUGAAAACUACAUAAAACAAUGAAUUAAAUAAACUCUGUUAAUGUGAAUGAAAUUCUAGGUAUGACAUUAAUACACUCUCAGGGAACUCUUAUACUAUGUUACUUUAUUUCCACAGCACUUCUUAAAAUGUAACUGUGACAAAAACAUCCCAAAAGUCAACUUGUUAUCAUUUCCUAUACAUCACUAAGCACUAUCAUAUUUCAUGUCCUGUCUUUUUAAGAAUGGCGUGUGACCACUUUUAACCCAUCUGAGUGCCAGAACAAUGUGUUACAUACAGGUUUGGCUGUAAUCAGGGUUAAACUUGGCAUAAACUUCUUUAUUAAAUACUGUCUAAAAAUAAUGAAUUAAAAAUAGAGAAAGAGAGAGUGAGAGAGAGAGAGAGAGAGAGAGAGAGAGAGAGAGAGAAAGAAAAAAGAAUAUAAGUAAGAAAAAUCAAUCUGUAAACAUUGCUAAUCAGCCGGAUAUUUAUAUAUUGCUAAUAGUCUAUUUAUUAAUUUUUUUUAAUACACUUUUCCUGUUACAUUGUUUAUUGCUGUCUGGCAGUUUUUAAUGCACAUUAAUGUAUCAAUUAUAUGAAAAACAUGUAUCUAUCUAUCUAUAUAUCUAUCUAUCUAUUAUCAUAUUGCAUGCUUUAAGUUGCUUUUGUGUAACGUUUUCAGCUUUUUUGCCCUUUGAAAAUAAUAUUUACUCAACGUUGCUGUUCAAACAAUUGCGAUUCUGUGAGACAGCCCUGCUUAAGGUGAAGACUGUCAAGGCUUAACAAAUCGCAGCUCCCCCAGUUCACUGCCAGGUUAAGUAAAUGCAGAAAAGAUAAAUCUGCAAACCCUACAACUCACCAGCAGAGCUCGCUUUAGACCAAGUUCAUCGACAACACAGUUGCCUAUGCAAGCUUUUUUUUUUUUUUUUUUUUAUUAUUUUAACAAAAGUACUGCCUUUUACCAUGCAAGUAUAUUAAAGUAAAUGAAAUGCAGGAAUAAUCAGCUAAGAUUGGUUUACCAUUUGAAUGUUUAUGCCUGGGCUCAGUUUACAGAUUUCAUGUUGAUUAGGGGAAGCAGAUACAUCCAAGAAGGUUAUUGUUCCUUUUUUUUAUAUUUUUUUGUUUAAAAGUCAUUGUUUAUAGGCAGCUUGUGAAUGUCUGUGUAUGCUCGAUGGUAAUUUUGUAACAGUGUAAAGAUAGAUUUUUCAGGGAUGGAGAUCUGUGUUUGAUCAAACAGAAAGAGUGGUAAACAGGUAAAAAAAAAAAAUCUCUUUAAACUGAAGGGUUUUGUAUGUUCAUGGAUUCAAUGGUACAACUGCAAGUCAAAAAGUUAAAGGUCAAAAGUUUACACUUUGCGCUAGUCUAAGUCAUCUAUUCAGCCUAAGUUUGAUGUCAAUGUUAUAGUGGAGAUUUUGGUCAUCAGUACAAUAGAUAAAACGUGCUUUAGGUACACUAGCAACCAGGAUUGUACUCCUGGUGAACUCCAGCGGUUGUGUGACCUUAAUUACUAAUGCAAGGCUAGAAAAAUGAGUCUUUUCAAUAGCUUCAAUCGUAUUUCAACAUGAGCUAUCAGCUACAUGGUUUGAAUGAAAUUGUUCUAUUUGUAGAAGGUAGACAUAAAACUUGUUUUCUAAAAUAAGAGAUCACAGGCUUUCCAGUAAUAUAGCCCCAUUUUCGUUUGCAGAUGGAAUGGAAUUGAUCAAUAUGAGCAAGUUUAUUCUUUAUUUAACUCUAUAUAGUGAAAUUUCAAUUUAAAAAAAUAAAAAUAAAAUUCGAUUUUUAAAUCGAACAUAAAUCUGAGUCAGGAAUGGAGUUUUUGUUAACGGUGUCAUUUCUGGGAAUAUUAAUAUAAUAUUCAAUUUCAAACAUGCCAUGAAUUAUGAUAAAAUAAUUUAUUGAGGUCUAUUUGCUAAAACAAGUAAAAAAAAUAUAUAUUCAUAUUUAGAGAUCAUAGAUUUACGUUUCACCAAACAGAAUUUUAUUUGCAAAUAUUUUUUUUUCUCCAAAUGUAAGAUAUAAACCAGCCUGUGGGUUAAAGAAAGAGAAAAGAUGGUAAAUAUCACCUUUAUUAAGACAAAACAUAUAUGUUCUAAAAGAAAAGUCAUGUAAUAAUCAUAUUCACGAAAUGUAAAGAAUUAAAAUAUAUUGUCCCAAGAAAAAAUUAUAUUUUCAACUGAAAUAAACAUUACAUUUUAAAAGCAAUCCUAAAUCGAUCAUUUAUUUUUUUUUGUUGUUGUAUAUGUAACGUAAAAAUGUUUGAGUACUUUUUGUAUUUUGUUGUGGGUUUUUUUUUUUUGUUUGUUUUGAAGAUAAAUUACUUGUUUUAUUCCCUGGCCUCUGCAGAUGUCCAUUAAUCACGAAAUAAAUGCUUCCAGAUUUUCUAUAAUGAAGGGAAUUCGAGGCAUUUUUGAGUAGCCUGGAUGGUGAAUUUUAAUGAAAAGCCCUUGUACCGUGCUUAAUAUUGCAAUAGUGUAACAAACUAAACACUUACAGGGUCUGGUCCAUGCCCCCCUACCAGCUAUCUUCCUCAAUGAGGUCACUUGGGCUUGCAUGGGCUUCCAAUCACCAAGAGUGAUACAUUUCAUAACCUUUCUAAUGUGUACUUUUUAUAUUGUUUAUUCUUAAUUUUCUGUCAGGAGAGGUGACAUGGCAGAAACACCCUGCUGUCUUAAAAACACUUGGUGGACCUUUCAGAAAAAAGUUAAGUCCAAGGCUGAGGUGAACUUCAGGUCAUCGAGUCUAACUAAUAUGAAAAUGUCGCCUGGUGAACUGCAAUCCUCCUUACUUAACAAAGACUGUCAAUGGGGAAGAUUAAUACGAAAUAAAAAUGCACACGGUGUCACUUCUCGGUCACUUGAACGAGCUGUGGGUUCCUUGAUGCAAGAAAUGUGCACGAUGUAUGUGGAUAACAGAAAUAACAGAACGAAAAAUAUACAGAAAUAUAGAAUAUUUUAAACGAUUGACAAACACCAGCGAUCAGAACCAUCGAUUGUAUUUAAUUGUAAGCACAGGCAUUGUUUUAUUUUCAAUUUUAGUUUACAUUGUAUUUAUUAUUAUUUUUUUACAGAUAAAAAUCAAAUGUCUAACAAAGGCGGACAUGCACGAGAAGUCUGGAUAUGGGGAUCUUCCUGGCAUAUAGGUAAGAUCUUUGCUUAAAUUCACUUUUCUUCUUGUUGCAAUAAUUUUAGAGGGUAGAGAAACACAGAUGCCGCAAUAAACUAAAAGUUUAAAUGUCAAUAAUAAAACAACAGUUAAAAUACAAAUGAUUUAUUUAUUUAUUUUUAUUAAAGGGGAUCUGGUUUCUGUAAAAAUCAAGAUAUCGAUGUUUUCUGAAGGUCUGAUCUCGUUGUUUAAUAAAAUCUGAGAUAACAACAAAUCUUGCAGUGCAAUGUUUAGAUGUUGGUCUGCAAGAUACAUUUUUGGCGAAGCAAGAUAAACCGCACAAAGGCCUUCUGAAACUGUAUUUUGUAAUAGAGAGAUAACACCCCACAAGAAGGGCAGGAUCACCCCAGUUUUGUGAAAUCGUGACCUCUGUGUGUUUUUAAGGCAGCGCCAAAACGAGAACCAUCACUGUCAAGGUGUAAAAAAAUAAAUAAAUAAAGAAUUAAUCACAAAUGGUUAAAAGAAGCAAAUAUUUUGCAAUAGAACAUUGGAGUAAACAGGCAUUUAUUUAUGAUGUAAAUGUGUCUUGUGUUUACACAAACAUAUUAAAAGGAAAUAUAUAUCGUAUAGCCCAGAGUUUUGCUUUCCAGAGUAUACUGCCCUGUGUGGCCAUGUAAGGUUCUUUAUAAUCCCCCACAGUUAUUUUACUGUUUGCUGGUUUUAUUGCCCAAAAUAAUCCAAUUUCUAACCUCAGAGUCCUCACAGUCUCACACACUCUCUCUUCUUGUUAACCUUAAUAAUAUUUUAUUUAAUACAGCUGCAAAUGCCAUUUCUAAAUGGUUCAGCAUGUUAAAGUCUCCCAGAAAACACGUGCUCUUCACAGAAAGAGAUUUUAUGCAAAAUUUAAGGUGUAUUACUUUCAGUUAUUAACACCCAAACUUCGCUGUCUCUUUAAAUAUAUUCAUUAGUGCAUUCUGUUAUUUAUUUAAAAAAACAAAAUAUAUAUGUACUUAUAUUUUGUCUCAGUUAUUUCAUCAACAUCGAAGAACAGCAGAUAGCAAAAAUAAUUGAUUUUUAAUAAAAUACUGUCUUCACAGUAGAAUGUAAAUUAAUAUUACUUAAAUAUAAUGCAACAUCUGUGGCAUCUAUGCUUCACAUAGCAAGAUCAAUAUACAUUCUAUAUCUAUCUAUCUCUCUCUCUAUCUAUCUAUCUAUCUAUCUAAUUCUCUCUCUCUCUCUCUCUCUCUCUCUCUCUCUCUCUAUCUAUCUAUCUAUCUAUCUAUCUGUCUGUCAUAUAAAUUAAUGUAAAUAAUAUACCUCAUAAAUUAUUACACACCGAAAUCCAGGGUUUUCCUUAACACAAAAGUGGCCUGUAGUGGCUUUACCAUAAUGAUACAGACUAAUCGUUUGCAUGUCUUUACCACUGUCUAUAAAUAGUUUACAUACAUGCUCUGAACACUGGAAUGUUCUAAAUAUACUCUGCCUUCCCAUUUCACGAUGCAAUUUAUUUUAAAGAUUUUUUUUAUUCUGGCUAAACGAGUCUAUAAGUUUCAGCUGUCAGAAAACUGCUCAUAGUUUCCCUCUCUUCUUAAAUCUUCCCCCAAUAAAAUGUUAUAUUUAUUGUAUGUGUAAAUACAUACUUGUGCAAAUGUAGAGGUUUUUUGUGUGCUUUUUAUCCACCCUACAGCUAAUCAUGAGUGCCUUGCUUUAAAAGCCAAGGUUAUAUGACAAUAAUACCCAAGCAAAAGUAAGUAGCCCUUGUAUUUUAAGAUAACCCCAAAACGCAUAUGUGCACAAUUAUUUUUGGUUGUCUCUUGCAGCAUAUGGGAUGUCUCAAACUGAUUUUGCUUUCAUCUGAACAUGUAAUCCUCCUAGCAUGAAAAAGGAAGAUAACUAAUUCAUGCAUUGUGGAAUUUAUUGCAGGGUUACACAAGCCUCCCUUACUUUGGAGAGUGCUAACUCACAGGCCGUUUGUUGCUGUCAAAAAAAUUAGCAUUCAUGAAAAAAACAACUUCUCGGGUACCUGAUCCCCUUGUUACCAGACAGAUGAAGACAGUAAAAGUAAUAUUUACUCAGUUAAGGUAAAGUACUAUUCAUUUGACCAAGUAAUGUGCUGUAGAGACUGGGUGAGAUAUUUUGAAAUAUUUAGCUCGCAGGGUACAGAUCUAAGCUCUGCCCUUCAAUCCAUUGUGCAAAUUUAAACUUCAGACCUGACAUAUUAGCUGCACUGAUAUUGCCAAACACAUCGAUUGUGCUUUUGCCAUUGUCUACAAAACAAACAAUCAAAUAAACAAAUGUUACAUUUUAUUGGGUGUGCUUCUACAAAGUAUGCCACAGGCAACAUUUUCCCUUAUUCAAGGUGAAUGACCUCAGCAAUAUUUAUCAAAACAUAACCUGUGGAGCUUGGUUUUUAAACGCCUUGUAUUUGCAAGACUUGAUUAUGGAUUUUCUACAAAGCAACAAAAAGAAAUCUCAGGUACAGAAAAAUGCACUCAUCCCUGUUCCAGAGGAUUCCUGUUACAUACAAAGACUUGAAGAUCUAGUGAAAUUCUCUCCCAACCACCUAAUGACUACACAUAACAGCCAUAAAGCAUUACUGUAUUUGUCCUUUGCUCCCCCUCCCCCACAACGCUUUUGGCUUCUGGUAUCUUACUUUAAGAAGACAGAAUGUGUUAUCAGCCCAAGCACGAAACUGUUCUCUAGGAUUCCAUUAUAGAAUCAUUAAGGAUCCACUCCUUGUCUAAUAGGGACCCCUCCCUCCCCAGUUCAUGUAUGUAUGUAUGUAUGGGUUGCCUGACUAGUGGAUUAGAUUUCUAUAUGACUGAUGGCUUAGUUCAUGUUUGCUUCUCUGCCUAUAGCUGUUAUGAUCAUUGUGAUUGCUACUUAAUAUUAGCAUUUAUGUUAUUGACCCAUAGCUAUGUUUUCCCUUAUUAUAUAUAUAUAUUUUAAUGUUUUUUUAUUUUUGGUGUAUUUUUUUCCCCCCUUGAACCUCUGGCUGUAAUUUAAUAGUGAGGAUGAUCCAGAGGCUCCAGUUAAGUGUAUGAGGAUCUGGCUGCCACAGCAUUUAUCAUCCUUGUGUUUCCUUAUCCGGGGUCCAGGGGAGCGCUAUGAUUGGCCCGCCGGGUCACGUGCCCUGCUAACUUUGCACACUUGACAGGCAGUAGGAGGGUUCUGAGCAGAACAGAAAAACGACAACGCGAGAAAAAUUAGUAUUUUUUUGUUGCCCUUCCACAAAUUAAUGGCCAUGAGUUCGUUUUUGAUAAACUCCAACUACAUCGAGCCCAAAUUCCCACCCUGCGAAGAGUAUGCCCAAAACAACUACUUGCACAGCCAGUCUCCCGAGUACUACGAGCGGCCGAGGGAGCCCGGCUAUGAGGCUCCUCCCGAAGCUCUGUACCAGGGUCCGGGUACCUACCCUGAGACCAGCUAUGGAUACAACCACAUCACCCCCAGCCACGAGCCCGGCUCCCUCCCGGAUGGAAUCACAGGCAAGACACAUGGACAGCCACCAGCACCACCACCACCAGCAGCCUCAGCACUCCUCCAGAGCCACGUCCUCAGGCAGCCACCCCAGCACUGUGAGGCUAUGGCUGUGCCUGGUGGUGACCCCAUCCACACUGACAAAACUGCUCCAGGGCUCAAGUGCAAAGAGCCAGUGGUUUACCCUUGGAUGAAGAAGAUCCAUGUGAACACAGGUGAGAUAGCAACACCACUGCUAUGAGUAGGACCACCACCACCACCAGUUUCACCAUACACCAUGCCAUAGGGGAGGGGGUGAGGUGGGUUGUGUGUUGGCCAUGGGAGCAGAGAGCCACACUUUAAUAGCAAAGUGUCUUUAAACUAGUGGAUUUAUUAGAGUCAAUCUGCUUAGAAAGUAAUUACAGAUCACAUAAAUGUAAUUGCCCUACCAAUGACACUGGGCCAUGUGCCUUUGAUGUUUUCAGUAUCCCCCAAGCCCCAUCAACAUAUUUUAUGGCUUUCUGUUGUUUUCCUUUUGUCAGAAGCAUGUGAAUCACUUUCAUUUCAGACUGUAUGUAGCUCAACUGAACAAUGGUGUCCAGUCAUUAACGAAUGAUUAUCUUCUAUUUUGUUUCUUUUUUUUCUUUUAUUUAUUUAUUUUUGGUUAGUUUCUACAAAUUACACUGGAGGGGAGCCCAAAAGGUCUCGGACUGCAUACACCAGACAGCAAGUAUUAGAAUUGGAAAAGGAGUUUCACUUUAACCGUUACCUUACCAGACGAAGGCGAAUUGAAAUAGCACAUACGUUGUGUCUCUCUGAGCGUCAAGUCAAAAUAUGGUUUCAAAACAGAAGGAUGAAGUGGAAGAAAGAUCACAAAUUGCCCAAUACCAAGAUGCGUUCUGCAAACCCUCCAUCUUCCAGUCAGCUGACCAAAGUACAGGGUCUUCAGCACACAGAUGGGCCAACUGACCCUUUAUUAUAAUCCUUAAUUGUAUUAUUCCUAUUGCUGGUAAUCAUUUGGACCAAAUGACUGUGGAGGGGGAAAAAAUCUCCUUGCUAGAGUUGGAUAGACACCAGGACAAAUGUUCCCUUAAUUAAGGAAUUCAACUGAGACUUGCAUUUUUUUUUAAUAUUUUUUUUUUAUUGUUGUGCUAUUUAAGUCAUUGUCUCCAUAUAAUAUAACUAAGGGGUAUAUGUGUAUAUGAAUAUUGACAUAUUGUUGAGUGGCUACAUAGGUAACGAACUAUUUUGUAUACAAAAUACAAAAUAACACAAAUACGUCUAUGAAAUACUAUGUAAUAAUUAUAUGGGCCAUUUAAUUGUAUUAUACUUUUUUAUUAUUAUUAUUUUAAAUAGUUGUGGGUAUUUAAGAAACCAAACUUUUUUAUGAUUUAUUUAAUGGUCUUUGGAACUGCUCACCUACGGACAUUAAGAUGUUGGACUUGUAAAUAUUGGUCAGAGUAAUUGAAUUUAUGUUAGACACAAAAUUAUUGUCUCUUGCUUAGUUGCUUAUCUGAGGCCAAUAUGUGUUUGACAUGUCUCUAGAAUCUUAGCAUUACGGUAGAAGGCCUUUGAUCGUCUGAAAGGCGAUGACAUAGUGUAGAUACAGUAUGCGUUAUACAUAUUGUGGAUUUUGUGCUGUAUAUUGUGGUGCUAACUUCUGGCAGUACCGAAGAUUAUUCUGUGAAAAUUAAAGUUUUCAAAAACCUGCAAAAAAACUGUUUUUGGAGAGUACUUAAAUUGUAUCUCAUUUAUGCAUUCAAACCUCCACUGAAACACAGUGAUAUAUUCUUUAAUUUAGUAAAGACUGGGAUAAAAACAAACGUUGACGAUCUGGUUAGAUAAAAAAAACUAAAUAUUUUGAACCUUUACUCACCUUAACGUAAAUUCUAAGCACCUAAUAUUUAGGAGGGGUAGUUGUAGGGUAUUAAGUCUUAACAAUAUUAAUGUGCAUGCACUUUUUGAAUAUAUAUUUUCAGAAAUUAUAUAUAUAUAUAUAAUUAUAUAUUUAUAUUUUUAUUAUAAAUAUAUAUAUAUAUAUAUAAAUUUAUUUUUAUUAUUAUUAUUUUAAUUAUUUUUUUAUUUAGGCAUUUGAAAAUAUAGUUGGUGUUCUUUUUACAAACUGAUAACAGAUAGGCAGUCUAACAGGGAGAAACUCAAUUAAUAUUACAUUUCUGUCCUACUGAGAACUCUUAUUUAAUAAAUAUUUGUGGAUACAUUGUCGUUACAGUAAAUACAAUGAUUACAAGGCAAGUUAAAUUAGGAUUUCGUGAUGGAACAAUGAGAUUCUCAUUUUAAGUGUGUCUGCUCACGUUUUUAAUAAGUUGCUAUCAGCUUUUACUUUAUAGUUAGCUAGAUUUUCAUGGGGAGAGCCAUCUAUGUAGCUACACACUUUUCCAUAUUGUCUGAGAGCUAAUGACAACUUUAAUGUGCUAAACGUGUUAUUGUAUUCUAUUAACAUUGUAAUAUUUGCCAACAAUAGUUGCUCUGUUGAUAACAUAUUUGUACUUUACCAGAACUUUGGAGGAUUUCCUUUGGAUAACAAUGUCUGUGGAAGUGGGCUGAAAUGGCUUCGAAAAAUGCAGCUAUCACUGAUGGGUCAACAAUAUAUGAAGCAGUUAAACAUGUUCUCUGUGAAAUUGAAGGAUAAAUCCUGAUGUCCCAUGAAUACUAAGGUAAAGUAAUUUACUUGUAUUUAUGUAUGUGUUUGUUUGUCUGUGUGUUUGUUUGUGUAUUCACUGCAAACGUGUCUAUAAUCAUGAAAAUGGUUACUGACCCAAUGUACUUUUAUUCCUGAUAUAUUUAAUUUUAGUCCUAAGAUUUGUGUGCCUGUUCUUUACCCUCUCACAUUGUCUGCCCUUUUCUAAGGCAACCAGGGUUCACAGAGAGGACACGGAUUCUGUCUAUUGAUUGUUUUUUUAGAGAUGCAAGCUGACCCUCAAACCCUUGACCUUUAGGGUAGAAUUCCAUGUAAGAUGAGAAAUCCCAUUUUCUGUAAAUUUCUGCCUUACAGUCACAAUACUAAUUAUUCCAUCCUUGUUAUAAUAUUCGCUAUAAAUCAGGAGAAUAAGCCCAGGUAAAAUAAGUUUUGUUGCCCUUUGUAUUGUUUAGGUUAUUAUUUUAUUAGUCUCAGUAUAAAUGUUUUUGGUUUUUGUUUGUUCUUGUUGGUUGUUUUUUUUUUUUUUGUUUUGUUUUGUUUUUAAGGCAAAACAUAAUCUAAUCCUCUCAGAUCCUGAUGUUACAACUUUUGAUUUGUUUGAGUCAGAUUUGAAAAUUAAACACAUAAAAUCUAUUUACAUUGUAUCUGCUUUUGGAUGUUAAAGAUAAAAAAAAAAAAAAAACAGUUAAAAUGCAUGAAAAUCACAAGACUGUAAUGCAGCUUGAACAGGAUAGUGUGUUGGGUCUCUGUGCUUAGUUUUUUUUUUAUCUCACUCAACAAACGGGGGUUCUGCCCCCCCUAUGUAUUAUUAAUGUAGCAGUAUGGAAGGUGGAGCUCCAAUUCUAACAAAGAGACAUUGCAGCAUUUUGAAGUAUUGUGAAGCCAAGCCUUUCUGUUUCUGUGUAGCUGUGUUGUUUAGAGUUUUCUGUCAUCUAUAUCCCCCUCUUAUUCUCUCUGAAACCAAUGCCACAGAAUUACACACCCAACGAGCCACCAUUCUCAACUUCACACGUGAAAGCUUCUCAGUUAAUUAUUUAACGAAUUUUCUCUUCUUCCUUGUUUCUACUUUCUAUGUCUCUCUUCCUCUGCCUCUCUCCUGCAUAUGCUAGAUUUUAUAUUCACUUAUUUGUUUUUAUUUGCAAGUUUCAGUGUUUGUUCUAAAAUGGAUCAGUCCAUUACAUUGUUAGAAAUGAUUAGCAAAAUAUAGCUCAAAAUAGGUUGUAAAAACAAACAAACAUUAGAAGUUACAGUAAAAUAGUAGAUGCUCCCACCAGCUCAGUUCUUUUGGCCUAUAAAAAGCUGGUAGGGUUUCAAGUAAACACAACACGUUGUUUGGUGAAUACGUCCCAUGGUCUAUCUCUUCCAUUAUCGCUUUUUGCCUCUGUCUUUCUGUGUCUCUUUCUUCUCCAAUCUAUUUCUCUCUCUCUCUCUCUCUCUCUCUGAUCAUGUCUCUCCAUAGAUCUUUCUGUCACUUUAUCCAUGUUAUUUUAUCUCUCACUACCCCUCUUUACUCCCUCUCCCUUUUUAACCCAUGUUCUUUUUAUUAGGAUAUGACAUCAUAUUGAUCUCAGUCCUACUUGUAAUGUAAUGGUAUUUGUAAAAUAACUAUAUUCUCUUUUUACACUCCUUUUGUAUGUGUUUAUUUGUAUAUGUAUGUAGUUUUCUAUCACUUUGGCUGUCUAUCUAUCUAUCUAUCUAUCUAUCUAUCUAUAUAUAUAUCUCUCUCUUUCUCUCUGUCUGUCUGUCUGUCUAUCUCUCACUCUCUCUUUGUCUGUCUGUCUGUCUGUCUAUCUAUCUAUCCUAGAUAACUCUCAUUUUUGAUAAUACAUGAAUCCUAUGUUUUCCUUCCACAUAAAACCUAUCCUUGUCUCAAAGUUCAGAGAUCUCCCCCUUUUACAUGACAAUUUUAGACCCAAGGUAUAUGCUACUUACAAAUACAUUAAAAAAUGGGAUGUAGUAAUCAUUAAAGAAAAUAAAGCAUAUAGCUGUGAUUUAACUGUGAUUUAACUGUGCUUAUAUAUAUAUAUUAUAAUUAGUUUUGCUAUUGCAUUUUGUGUGGUUAAACCCCUAAAUAACAUCCAGAUUGGUUAUAAAAAGGUCAUAUUUUAAUAUAUAGCUAGGCAAUGCACAAUAUAGUAAUGUGAUUUGUUUAUGUCUGUAAAUGUAAUCCAUUUGAUUAUAUUGUAGUUAGGAAAUAUAAGGAAAUAAUUAUGUGGUUUCCUUUGGUUUGGAAACCCUGAAUAAAGCUGUAAUCUGUUUUGGCUGGGAAUAUAAAGAAAUAACUCUGUCAUUUGAAGAUAAUGCUCUGAUCUAUUUUUGCCUGGAAAUAUAGGGCAGUCAUUUUAUCUAUUUACAUUCUGGAGGAGCAUAUUGCCCUGAUUUAUGUCUCAUGACUGGGGAGGUGGGUUAUUCACAGAAUUAUAUUCCCUGAAUAUUGCAGUGCUGUGAAAUGAAACCCUAAUUACAAAAAUUAGGCCAAAGCAGUCUAGCUAGGGAUAUACCUAUAGUGUGGGGUUUAUUUACUAAACGGUGAAUUGUAGCGACUUGCCAAACAUAAUGGCAAAAUUAUGGGCAAAAUAGUUGGAGUCCAAAGAAUUCUCCACGUUCGAUUGUAUCAUAGAUUUUGAAAUUCGGUUUUCAAUUCACCUAAAGCAAUAUUCAGAGAAUAAAUCUGCCAAUUACUGUACAUCUCACUGGGGAAGCUUAAUGCAAGAUUUGUGUUACCCUUCUGCUGGACAAAUGAACAAAUCAUCAAGGUCUGAAAUAAUUAACCCUUUCAGGGUUUAUGAUGUCCUACUAAGAAUACCCAUUAUAUGUAUAUAAUAUCAUGUCGUAUAUCAGAUCUCUCUGUCAGUCUGUUUGUCUAUCCAUGCUAAAUGAUCUGUGCUGCAAACUUUGGCUGUGACCCCUGGAAACUGAAUGUUUGUAAGCCAAAACUAUUCUUAGUGAAAUUCUAGGGAAGAUAAUAUUGAUUAUUGUUAUAGUUUUUAAGAGGCCAGGAUACAUUUAAUAAAAGUUAAAGAUGUGAUAAAAAAAAAGUUGUAUACUUGAUCAGAUCCUACACAGAUGUACUAGAUGUAGUCUCCCAAAGUAUCAAACAUGGAGUCCUUGCCAAGUGACUUUUUCAAUAAUGAUUGCUGAUCUGCUGAUUGGAACACGCCUUAAAUAUAACCACUAGACAUUUCGGUCUUGUGUCACAUUCCCACCCACUCUUAAAAAAAUCAAAAUAAAACCACAAUCUUUAGUUAGUGUGACUAUGUUUAAAUAUUGACCAAAAAGGAAACAAUAUAGAAUGAUAAGUAACAAGUAUCAGUAUUUGAAUAGUAGAAAUUUUAUAUUAACCUCUUGCAUGCUGUGGGGGGAAAAAGUUGUUAGUUUUCAGGGGGCGUGGUCUUCUCUUGAUGUUGAAUUGCAGGCCACUCUGGCAAGUGAUGGGUUAAUGUGUGCACUGCUGGGUCACUCUGAUAUCUUGUAUAUAUGAUUGAGAACAGAUAAUGCUGUCACCUUUAUUGUCACUUACCUAGAAGUCUGCAUUGCUCACUUCGCUGGUGUUAAUAAAUCACCGGAUUCUGAGCCUGAGGCCUAUAGGGCAAUGGAGAAUCCUGCAUACCAAAUACUUGGGAAGUGUCAUUACUCAGAUCGCUUUAUAUAUGUGUGGAGGUAAAAGUGUCUCUCUGAAUAUUACAUAGCGAGGAAAUUAACACCUUGUCCAAGGAUUUAAAUUCUGUCAACUGCUUUCUGAUUUGUAUCUGAUUUUUUUCUGUGUCACUGAUUCACUGGUCUCUUUAAUACUUACAUAUUUUUUGGCGGUUUUGGUGAUGCCUCUGUGUGUAGUGGUGGUGGGGGGGAAGGGCUCACUGACCCAAGAGAAAAUGCUCAAAGUAGUGAUUUGUGUUCUACAUGGUCCCAUUAAUGUACUCUUUGCUUUAAGCUCCUUGCAGACCUUUUCAUAAAUUACCUUAUCUUUGCAAAAUAGAACCACAUCUUGUACCUUUCUCACAAUACUUGGGUUUUAUUACUUAAAAAUUAGAUGCAACUUCCCUGAACUGAGACACAUUUGUGGUGAAUAUAUUAUUUUGUCACCAAGUGUAGAGACUUGUUUAUAAAUUGAAACAACUCAGAUCGAUAACAGCAUUUAUAUAUUCCUGGAUAAUGUUUUCCUCGUGAUUAAUCACAUUAGGUGUAUUCUGCUCUUUGAAUAGAUGUGCAUUUUUAAAUAUAAUUCACUAUUUUGACCAUUCCAAAUAGUGUAACUAUGAGUGUAUUUACUAAAUAAUGCGAGUUUAAGCCGAGUCUGUCACUGUUUACAAUUACUGGAAUACAAAUCACUCAACAAAACACGUUUGUAUGAAUAUAUAGUUAACUUGGAGUUAAGAUUUAGAAAAUGCACUGAAAGAUAGAAUAGCCCAUGUUUAUUUAACCCGGUUAGAAUUUUACAAAUGGGGUCUUGCUUCAUUGUCAAUGUAGUGGGAACAUUAUUGGUCUCAAACCCCAAAGAGCAGGGAAGCUUCCAGUUAUCAGAAAACCGAUAAAACACUUAAAAAUAUCUAUAAAACUCAAAGUGAUGUAUCUAUUGCGAUUAAAAAUCAUAUUUGAAGGUCCGUGGUCUAUUAUAGUAAUAGUAGGCCCUGACUCAGAGCUAAAACGCAUUCAUUGAUGUAACGUGGUAAAAGGUCCUGUUCAAAUACUGUUGAUCAUUAGACUUGUCAUAAUUAAAGAAAAGUCACAAAUAGUGCAAUAUACAGACAACCUUCAACACCAAGGGCUCUUAAUUAUUAUAAUUUUUUUUAUAUAUAUAUAUAUUUUUUUUUUUUUGCACUGCAUAAGGAGUUAACGCACAGGCUUGAGGUACCCCAACCAAGGGUUCUUUUAAUGGAAUAUUUAGUAUAAUUUAGUAUAUUUUUCAAAUUAGAACGCAAAAUCCCCUGCUGUUUUGUUUAGAUGUUGUGUGUUUAGUUUUUUUGUCCAGGCUCUGUUUUGUGUAGUUUUCCUUACACAGCGUGCAAAAAACUAAUUUGCAGAACAUUUGGUUAUUUUCCAAUCUGUUCCUGUACUGUCCCAUGUGAUCUAUAUUUUUGCAUUUAAAAACUUCUUGCAGGAUCACUUGGUACCCAAAUCGGCUGUUGUCUUUCAGAAUGUUAUUUAAAUAAGCGAUAAAAAUAGACCUUCAAACACGGAGGUAUAAAACCCUUAAGUACACCCGUUGACAUUUUUAUUGAAUUCUCUUUGUUCACACCUGCCCUCUAAUCGUAAGUAAUCACAAGCUAUAAAUUCAAACACACAUUCAGUGAAAAUAAAUAUUUCUUGGCUAUUGAAAUCUUAAUAAUCAAGAUAUUUAUCCCAAAAUCUAUAAAACUGAAAAAGCUAUAUAUUAGUUUGAUUGAUGUCUAAGACACUCAUGAAAUAUAUUUAUUGGUUUAAAUAUUCUGAUGAUUGUAGCCUGACCUUAUUCUUUAAUCUGGGUGCAAAACUGCCCCUAUUGAUUACAAAUAAUUGUAUUCACUGUUAUUAGAUUAUAUAUUCAACAUUCAAGUUAAAAUAGAUGAGGUUGUAACAUUGUGUAGAGCUGAAGGUUUUAUUAGAACUUUGCCUCUUAGGCCUAGCUAGCCCAACCAAAAGUUUAGUGAAUAAACCUCAAAUAGUGGAUACAUUAUAGUGUAUUAUAAAACAUUUAUAUGCUUGAAUUAAAGAACACAUUAAUUUUUUUCCCCAUUGACAUUUGUAUUCAGUAAGGAACAUUAACACAACUUAUACCGAAUACAGAAAUAAUGACAUGACGAAGAAUGCAGUCUUAUUUAAACCCUCGACUUUGCUUGUGUGAAAAAGAAAAAAACAAAACAUAAAAUAAGAACAUAAUAGAUUUCUGACACAUUUACUAAAUACACAAUUUUUGCAGAUUCAUGCAAGACCACAUCCCACCAGUCUCCCACGCACUCAAUGUUGGCUAGAUAAAGAACCUAUUGUGCUACAAGAGUAGCAAUGCAAUAUGGAGACCAUUAGAAGAAUUGCUAUUUGUUUUUACACUUUGUAUGAGCAGUUACUACCAUGAGGGGUACCUACCCACCUUCCUUUUAUUAAGUAGUUACGCCAUUUACCUGUUACCACAAGUAACACACAUUAAACUCUUACAGAAGUCAGUCCUCAAUCAGAAGUUGUCAGUUUGUCCCUGUGUGAAGUUGUUAUGGUCACACAGCCCAUAGAGAAUUGAAACAAGCUGUGUUAAGUCCAAGGGAAGUUUGAGAAGUUUCAAUGUAUCACCUUGCUGAUCCCCAGUAAUCUUGGAUCCAUAUUUGAUUUCAGAGACAGAACUUGUAAAAGUGAUUGCAAUUUGAAUUUCUCACAUAGCAGGACAUCUCAGAGUUGUUUGAGAAUACUGGCUCCCCUUUCACGUCUUCUAAAGUGACUCUCACAAGCUGCAGGAAAAAGAAAAGAGUUCUAAGUGUUUCUUUCUUACAGAGCUUCUCAACAACUGUCCAAUUAUCCAUUAAUUUCGAUCACUCUUCUGGUGCAAGGCUUAGCUUUUUGUGUUGGGUAGGCCAUUCUAACCCUGAUAUUCAUUAACCAGCAGUAAAAUGAUAUGCACAAGCCAGAAAAUCAGCUUUAUUCAGCUUCUUAAACUACAAAGUGCACCUCAGAGAUGCCCCACACCCACCCCAAAUCCUGAUAGAUACUGGUAGACCUAGUUAGGCAUUUAGAAAUGGGAGUUUGAAGGUUUAAACCAGCAUUUAGCAAAUCGAUUAGUUUCCUUCUAGUUUUUUUUUUUUUUUAGUUUUUUUCAUUACUUAGCUAUAAGCUCAACGCUUUACUUUAACACCUUGAUAAAUAUUUACAUUUCCAGCUAUCAAUAAUAUUUCUUGUACAUGGAUGUAUUGCUUAAAAUGUGUAGGAAAGGGGCGAAUUGGCAGGUUUGUAUUAUAGGUUAAUAGGAUAGGAUGUUACUAAUUUCACAUUUUGGACUUUGGACUCAAUAGACCAAAGAAAAAACUAGACCCAAGAUCAUGGACCCAAGAACAUUCUGAUUGUUUUUAAAAAAAAAAUAAUAUAUAUUUUGGAAAACACAAUUUUGCUGUUGUCAAGUAAUUAUAGGCCCUUUAAGUUUCCAGCUAGGACACAUGUAAUGCGUGGGAGUGAGCAAAUCUUCUCUAAGGGGUUCUAAUGGAUGCAAUGUGCAGAGCUCAGUAAUCAAACACUCUGGUCCUCAUCUGGAUCUUGGGAUUCCAUGGACUGAUCUACUACUGUAAGUUGUACAUAUGUACAAUACAUAUUAUAUACCUCCAAUGCCAUAUUUCCAGUCUAAGAUUAAGAUCUCCCCACAUUUUACAAGCACAUUGUAUAACAAUGAUUAAUCACUUGAUCUUUCCAGGUAACCUAGUGGUUAAAUAAUUAAGAUGCCACCCUGUCUCUAUACAUGUACAAUUUAAAAAAAAAAAUGUUAAAUAUAAUAUUUGAGAAGGUGAAUUGUUGCAGUUUAGCAAACCCCAUUCCUUACCAUUGCCUUUUAGAAAUAAAAGGAUUUAAGUUGACGUGGGACCACGUGAACAUAUAAUACAGGCAUUAUUGUGGCAUUUGAAGCGGAGACACAUCUAGUCUAUGCCUCUGAUUACGCCUUUCCAGUCCCUCUAAAGAACAAGUGCUAUCAUAUCACCCCUUCUGCAAGAGGGUUUUCUUUAUUAUACCAUCCCUGAUCCCACCAAGGAUAUAUAUCUCACUGGAAGACUGCUAGGACCCAAUGCUUCCUUAGCAAGGAUGGAUUUUAUUUUAAAGUAUAUUCCUUGAAUGUUCAUUAAAUGGGUGAGUUAUUGCUGUUCAGCCAAAGGUCAGUGGCAAAGCUUAAGGGUUUGAUUUUUUUUUUUUUUUUUUGCUUCUCUCUAAUAAUAGGCUAGUUCUGUCUCCCUAUCUAUAGAUGUAUUUGUUAUUUAUCAAUUGUGUUUUCUGGUAUAUUUUUGAUGUUUAGUAUUUUAUAGAUAUUUAUAUAUAUUUUUGGCAUGGGUUAAACUGUGUUUCCAGAUUUGUCUAUCCUUAUUAUGCAAUUGCAAUCAGGAUAAAACCCGGUGAUGCUGAUAUAUACAUUUUAUAAAAUAAAUAAGAAAUUAAGCAACUAUUGUUGCAUUUGUUAUGGCUACAGUUUUAUUAAAUGCACAUACACAUUAUGUGCCUUUUAUUAUAUUUCUAAUGAGGACAUGGUAUUUUUAGCAUUGUUAUAUCCAUAUGACUAUGCAUAUGCGUGUGCUGUUGUAAAAUGACUAACAUGGAUCGUAUUGUUAUUUUUUUUUUCUGAUUCCAUACAUAUAUUCUAAAUUACACAGAGAAAAACCACCCACAUUUUGUGUAAUUUUUCUAAAACACCUUUAAGCUGAGCAUUAAACGCGAAGCAAAUGAAAAUAGCCAGCCUGGGUUUAUUAAGACACAUAUGCUAUUUGUAUAUUCCUAGCAGUGAUUUUUUUUUUAUUGAUAUUGUUCAAUGUGAGGAAAAUAGCAAAUAAAUAUGUUUAUGUUCGAAACGUUGUCUGAAGGGUUAUUGUGUACACGCACUAAUGAGUGGCGCUUGAGGAGAGGUCAGAGUGCUGAGAUUUGAUUUAUGUUGCUGGUGAAUUGGGGCAGAGGAUCCUGAUAAGAUGAUGUUCUAAAAUGCUUAUCUAUUCUGCCUCACAGAAGGUGGCACUUAGUACUGAUAUACACUAUAUAUACUCUCUAUAUACAGAAUUGUGUCGGUGUGAUACAAUGUUUCUGUUAGCAACUUAGACUGGUUUGAUUGUAAUAUUCUGUGUUAUGAUAGUAUGCAGCACCCUAAUUUGUUAUAUUGUAGCCAGUAUUUGUUAUUUUUUCAUAUUUGAGUGAGAAUUAGGUUGUUAUUGUUGGUUUUUGUACUCACGAGAAAUUAUUGUUUUCUCUCAAUGAAUUUCGUAUUAUUAUUAUUAUUAUUGUCAUUAUUAUUAUUUUAACUAACGCUUUAUAGAUGAAGGUCUUUAUUUUAUGCUCUUGGCUCGGAUCAUGGAGCGAAAUUAAACCUGCUAUUACAAAACAAUAUUAUACAAACCCAUUCACUGACUGGCACAUGUCUCUUCGUCACAUAAUACAUGUUUUAGAGAUUUUUUUUUCUAAAUGGCUUCUGAUAUUUAUUUGCUGGUUUAUCUAUCUAUCUAUCUAUCUAUCUAUCUAUCUAUUAUAGAUCUGUAUGGUAUUAUAUAUAUAUAUGUAUAUAUAAACCAAAUUAUAGAGCAAAUUUUAAUUGCAUAGUUUAUUUACUUUUUCACUAAACACCAACAACUAUAUGUACAUUGAUUAAUUUAUAACAUACACGUGUUAGCUAAAUAAUUCAUAGGAACUAGCAAUCUUCCUAGCAUUUUACGCACCCCAGCUAACCCCACACAAAGGAUAAGGCACAGCAAGGUGUAUGUAUGGACCUCUACAGAACAGAACGCUGGGCUCAGGGCAAAUAAUAUCUACCGAAAACUGAAUGGGAGGACAAUUUAAAUGCAUUCAAAUAAACAUCAGAGUUAGCUCAAGAUGAAUUGAUUUAUCAUGCAGUUUAUUUUUUCAUUAUAGUGCAUCAUAUCCGCCCAGAAGAAAAAUCUCCCCUCACCAGUCCCCCAACAAUAGUAACAAUGUAGAAAUUCGCAUGCACAGUUUUAUUCACCAUGAAAUCCUCCAUAUUUUUGCCAAGUACAUUACAGCCUUAUAUUUGUAAGAUGCAAACUGGGAACCAGUAAAGGCUCAGUCUGGAAGGGUCUGAUCUGCUCUGCUUUAGCAUGUAAGGAGCUGACCUCAGGACUCAAAAGAAACUCAGAUCAGCAAUUUAAGAAGUAGUGGGGUGAAUGAUUGACCAAAGCGAGCUUUCAUCAAAUACAACGCUGAGUAUUGGCUUAAAUGAAAAUGCACACGGGCACUUUUUUGGCUAUUUUCCCCCUCCUACGCUAGAUCUUUCCCCCCUUUCAUGUGGUCUUAUUGCAAUAUGCAGUAAGGAGCAAGCCUCUCUUCUUUGGUAUCCCGUUAACAGCCUUAGUGCACGAAGCCAUAAAUCUUGCUGACCAUAAAUGACAAAAAAAAGCCUUUGGUAUGCACAGAAGGCCACCCGGUCUUAUAUUCCUCUUUAGUUUAGCUUUGUUCAAUGCAUUGUGAUUUUUUUUCAAUUUUUUUUCAAUUAUGGUUAUAAUGGCUUAAAAUAAUUCCUUUAUUUUUUCCCCCCAAAUCUUUAUGUUAUGUUGUUAGCACCUGGAGUGAGGAAAUUGUAUCUGCUUUGUGCAUAUAAUAUCUGAAAAAUAUCCCUCAAAUCCCCCUAAACCAUACUGAAAGACCGUAAUAAUGGUAUGGUAUUCUGGCCCACUAAACAGAUAUACCAGCUGAUGUGGUUUUAAUUUCAAAGUAAGACAGGCUCUAAGAAACAAAUGAUGAAAUGUGAAAUAUUACUGUGCUGGUAGAUAAGACAGACAGAUUGCUCACACUAAAUAUGUGAUGCACAUGCUAUAGUGCCCAGUACAGAGGGGACAGUCCCUACUCUGCAAUAAGCUGUAUAUCAUUCAGUUCAAGUGCACAAGGUUUAAUAAUUCAAUGUAUUAACCCAGUGACUAGGCUAAAUCGCUGCAUCUCACAACACGUUAAAACGAAAGCUGCUUGUUCUAUUGCAAAAUAAGGAAGAAAACAUGACGAAAUAAAAUAAGACUUGGAAAACAGAUUUUUAAAAGACCUUUAGUCUAUGACUGGCUUCAUUAGCAUAAUUUUCCCGAAUACCAGUGACGCCUCCUUUAACAGGAUCUUAGAACCUCCUCCCUCCAUUUUUUUUUCAUGUUAUUUUAUUUUUCUUUCCAUGUAUAACCCAUCUCCCUAGACUUUAAAUUUCUUUCUCUUUUCUCGCCCUUUCCCACAUCCCUGUUCCCACAAGAAUAUACUCCUUGGAAUCUAGAAUCCUUCAGCACAAGAUAUUUGUAAGAAACCUACCAUUUUUUAAUGGAUGUAUAUUUGGAGUGCCCAGUGAGUUGAUAUCUCUUAUCUUUGUGACCGGGGUCGCCCAUAUGUAACCUUAGGGGGCUGUCCAAUUUUUUUUGGCAGACAUUUCUUCUUCAGAUUUCCUGAGUGCUGUUUCCAUCCUGGGGUCCUGUUGUGCUUGUUGCCCGUAGGUGAGGGAGCUUUAGACAUCUAUCCUUGGACCCCUUUCUUCAUGCCUAGGAAUUAGUUGGGAGACCCAGAUAUGCUGGUUCUGGAGUCAAAGUGGAGACUAGAGUGUUGUGUUCUGCGUCAGUCGUCAGAAACUAAGGUAAGCAGGCCAAAAAAUCCUAUAUCACUGCUGAAUGGUGGACUUUAUGUCCUAGUGAUUUAUGGCCAUAGUCUUAAAUCUCGGUUCAAGAAGAGUUCACAUGCUGAAGCUUCCUUUCAAAAAAGUGACUGAUACGUAUAGUUUGCCAAUUCAGACUGCUUUCUUUCUCCUCUCAGCUCCCCUGCAUAUCCUACUAAAUCUGGAGGGAUUGAUUUUUUUAAUGUUUUUAAUUUUAUUUGUAUUCUUUCUGUUCUUUUUUUUUACUCCGAAAGAGAUUUUUUUUACUGAAUGCAAUUUUUUUUUCUCGAGAAUUUAAAAGCCCAAACAAACACACACUACUCACUGGCCAGUGGCAUAACCACUUGACAUUGAAUGAUACAUUGUUUAUUAAAUAAAUGGAAGUAAGAUUAUAAAAGUUAAAACAUAAUAGACUUGCCAAAAUGAAUGCAAAGUGUUUUAGAAAGUGUUGUACAAAACAAUAUGAUACUUAUGUGUGAGGUUUUUAAAAAAUAAAUAUAAAUUAUAUAUAUAAUUUUUCAAACGCCACACAUAAUUUUCUUUUGUGGAUUCCUUAAUUUGAAAUAAUAAUAAUUUAAUGGUUGAUUAUCUAUCUUUCUAUCUAUCUAUCUAUUUUACAUUGAUAUAAAUCCGAUUUGUAUUCAUUAUUUUAUAUUAUUCUCAGUUUUCUGUUUAUUGUUGAUAGAGGCCCGGUAUUUCAUUUCAUUGUAGUUUAGGCUAAUGAUAUCUCUUUUCCAUAUGCUUUUCAUUAUACUGGCUAUCCUUCAGAAGUCAUUUAUUUUUUAUUUUGCAUAUAUUUGAGUGUGUGUACCAUAGCCUCUAUAAUGGCUAAUAUAUUUUUUUAUUUACACUUUCUGUCUUCCAGCCCAUAUAAAUACUAAUAUACUCAUAUAAAUCACCCAAAGAGAGACACUGAUUUCAUUUUCUUGUUUUUUUUAUUUUUUUUUUUUAAAUUUUUUAAAUAAUAUUUUAAUUCUGAGAUUGUAUUUUUUAUUUUCAUUCACUAAAGCAAAUCACACAUUUAUAUAAACCCAAAUAUUCGCUUUGGGCCUAUUGCUUAUUGUAAAAUAAUAAUAUUGCUUAUACAAAAAACUUUUUGUGUGUUACAACUCUUUCUGUGGCUACAUAAUUAAAGAAGUAUCAUGUUUAAUUAUGCAUAAAGAGCAUAAUUUUUUACUGCCAUUUGUGCAUUAUAUACAUUAAACAGAUAUAUAAACAAUAAUUCUUUAAUAAAUGAAAUAAAAUUAUUAAUAACGAUUAUAUAUUUUAAGGAUUACACAUCAAUGAUUUUAUAAAAUAUAUAAUAUUAUAAUUCCCUUUUAGCUUGAUGUAAACUAACUAACAUGUCGGGUUUUUUUUUGUUUUGUUUGUUUUUUGUUUGUUAAUAAUCGUUUUAUUUACUUUAAGGGACAUUCUGCCUGCUCUGCUUUUUGUGUCCUGGCUAAGUUUAAAUAGUUAUUUGGAGAUAGGUAAACAUUGAGAUUUAACAAUAGAUAGACAGGAUCUGCCGAGUAUUUUACGGUUUGUGUUUCCAUCAUCUAGUCUCUCGCUAGCCAAAUGACCCCCAUACAUCAAAUUGCAGAGCAGUUGCAGAGACAGAACCUAUUAUCGUUAGGGGCUGCACAGAAAGUUCAUGCCGUGGUCAUGGAGAUGAACGCUGGUUUUUCUGGUUCCUGGUGUUAUUUCAAAUCCAUCAUGUUUUAACAGGUAGAAUGUGUAGAUCUGACGAGGGCUGCCCUAAAUCACAGAACUUUGUAUUCGAAUUUUAAAUUAUGAAUAAAUCUACAUCUAUCUAAUUUAUAUGGAAAUUAUUAGGGGUAUGUAAGCAUUUUGGUUUUCAAUCUAUCUAUCUAUCUAUCUAUCUAUCUAUCUGUCUGUCUCUGUCUGUCUGUCAUUCUGUCUAUCUAUCUAUAUAACUAUCUUUUCAGUAUAUUUUUAUUGUCCUGAGUUUAUUGCUGCUUUUAUUUUUGCUAUACAGCCGUUUACAUGGCUACAGUUAGAUACCUACUGUAUAAGUGGCUUUUUUUUCUGUUGGUCUAAAUACAAAUAUGAUCUUUUAGGCCUUGUGCUUAGAAAGCAGUAUCUGCUGGCAGAUAAACGAUUGUUAGCUGAAUCAAUAUUGUGCAAUGCUUUCCAAUCCACUUUUUAUUUAUAUAGAACGAGCUGUGGUAGCAGGGGUUAUCAUCUUAACAAGCGAUUUAUCAUAUCCUUGGACGUGUACAAUUGCACCAUUUAUUAUAGUGUAACUUUAACUUGUAAAUAAUAUACAGUAAUAGCUUCACUGUCUGUCUAUCUAUCUAGAGGGAAUCUAAAAGUGUGUGUGUGUGUGUGUGUGUGUGUGUGUGUGUGUGUAAUAUAUAUGUGUGUGUGUGUGUGUGUACAUUUUCUAACAUGUAUAUGUUCAGCUAAGUGUACAUUACAUUAAUUAAUAGUCUAUAUUGUUUAUAUAUAUAUAUACACACACACACACACACAGUACUAUAAAUACAAUAUAAAUAUAUAUAUAUAUAUAUAGUAUGAAUGUGUGUGCUUAUAUUUCUGUGUGUGUGUGUGUGUGUAUUUUGAUGUGUGUGUAUCUAUGUAUCUAUCUUAAUAUACACAUUUAUUUCUUUAAUUAUAAAGAUAUAGAUGUAUGUAUACUAUAUGUAUCCCAGACACAGAUGCACUGUGGGCAGAUAAUGUAUUACUUUUUACACACACUGUAUCCCAGCAGAGAUGACAGAAUGCCUGUGUGUAAUGUGAGUAAUGCAGGCUGGGAUGCAGUUAUUCAGUACACAUUUAACUGCAAUUUGUGGCCAAAUGUGAAUUAGUUGGACGUUAGUGAGAAGCCCUAUCAUCUUAAUACACACUUCUCAAUAUUGCUGAACACUUUUUCCUUUAUGGCUUUCAUGUCACUGAGCUAUUGUAAGUAAGAUGGAUCUCUCCUAUUUCUUCACUGUAGUAUGCCUCUUGUACACACAGGUCUGA